Molecule: messenger RNA, 61659 nt
Organism: Pelobates cultripes (western spadefoot toad)
Lineage: Eukaryota; Metazoa; Chordata; Amphibia; Anura; Pelobatidae
Source: the annotation of a GenBank genome assembly
AUUAAUAAUAAUAAUAAUAAUAAUAAUAUGACAAUUGAACAUCACGUGUUGUUGGUACAUCAUCUUCAUAUGUCAUCACUAUAGUGAUACGUACAAAAUGAUCUUUUCCAUUUUUUUUUUUUAUGUCAAUCUGUUUUUUUUAUUGAGGUAAAGAUAGGGUCAUUUCCAGGAUGAUUGGCUAGACAAAAGGUCCACCCCCACUGUCCGGGUGGACGUUUCCAUCCCACUAAGAACAAAACCACAAACUCUAGAAACAACAUAUUUGCCAUAUGUCUCUUGACUCUAGAAAUCCUAGUAGGGAGUUUUUUUUUCAUUAACAAUAUUAGGAGUGGAAUCAAUUAUGCUGAGAUUGGAAUGGAUGUGUGGACCGCAACCACUUCAGAAUAAUACCGGGCCAUGUAUUCCAGUGUGGGGCGUAUUGUGUUUGAAAUGGGAUCUAGCAUUAAUAAGUAUCUUUUCAAGUUAGGAGUAAAAGGUUUUGCCAUUACCUCGUUAUUGAUCAGGGUAUGAAGCCAGUCAAUUCGGAACAGAUAUUGUAGUUCUGUCAUGAAAAGUGAUGAGGGAGGAGGGGAGGCAGGGGGGGUCAAGUUGGCUCCAGACUUGUAGUAUGGUCUUUUGUCUUACUGCCACCACUAUUUUACUGAAUUUCUUAUUUGAGUAGUGGUGAUCAGUGAUAGGACACAGUAGUGUACUUACCUUACCCGGGGACCGGCCGAGGUCCUCUCUUCCUGCCGCGUGCGGCUCUCCGAUGAAUGCGGGCACGGACCUCGAGAUGAGGUCACGUGUCCCGCCUAGCUCUAAGAGUGUGCCGCUCGUCUCGGGCACGCUCUCAAAAGGGGCAGUGGGAGCCAAAAAAUACAACAGUCUCCCAUUGGCCCCUGUCAUCCCACAUUCCCCAUACACUCACAUUUUGGGGGCGUGGAUAUGACAGGGGCCAAUCAAAGUAAAGGUUAGGGUAUUUAUACUUACCUCUCCCUUAACUCCCUGCCCUAUCGUGGUUUCUGUUUCAGUUCCCUUUAGCGCUUGUUGUGUUCAGUUGUGAUUUUCGUGCUUGACCUUGGCUUUGUAUCUGACUCCGUUUAUUUCUUUAUCCCUGUUUUGUCUUGUUUGCCGGCUUACUGACUACUGUGUACCAGACCUUGGCUAGUUUUUGUUCUCACAGUCUCUUUGUUCCCUUGACCUUGGCUCGUUCUUGACUCUGUCUAUUCUCUGCUAUCCGGCAAGUCCGGCCAUUCUAAGGUCCGGUAAGACGUAUCUGCUCUAUCUGUCGAUUGUUGGACUAAAUCUUCCGUGUUGGGGUAAACUACCGUGACAUUACGAUAGGGCCGUGGACCCCGCAGAUUUAAGUCAGCAAUUGGCUUCUCAUGAGGCUAGAUUUUUUAGAGCAGGAUCACCGUAUGGAUCAGCUAGCUCAGGCCCUCCAGACCCUCUUAUCUAGAACUACUCCGGUAACCGUACCAACUCCUACUGCACCCCUUGUUCCAGAUGUACCCACCAUGCCUAAUGCUUCUACACAUUUAACCCCUCCAACUAGGUAUGGAGGGGAUGCUAAGACAUGCGGGGAUUUAUUAAUCAAGUGGAAUUCCACUUUGAGAUGUAUCCACGUUCCUUUCCCACUGAUAGAUCUAAAGUUGGAAUCCUUAUGCACCAACUUACUGAUAAAGCAUUUGAGUGGGCAAAUCCUAUUUGGGAGGCUAAUGGUGCAUGAUUUCGAUAGCUUCCUUACGGCUUUUCGUAGAACCUUUGACACAACUAAAAGGUCAAAGAAUGCCGCCAGGGCAUUAAUGAGAAUUAAACAGGGUUCUAGGUCUGUUGCUGAUUAUGCUACUCAGUUUCGUACCCUUGCUUCGCAGGUAGAUUGGACCAACAAUGGGCUAACUACAGAAUUUAUGGAAGGUCUAUCUGAUACUAUAUUGGAUGAGGUAGCAGCUAGGGAUCUUCCUAUCCCAUUAGAGGACCUUAUUGACUAUCUUAUUGAUAUAGACAAUAGGAUUCGUGAUAGACUCUAUACUAAGAAUAGGAAUAGACGUUUUGCUACAUUAAAUACUCCUAGAGUUGCUAAUCCUGAGAGUUCUAAGGUAUCAGAGGAGGAACCCAUGCAAUUAGGGGUUGCCAAACUCACUGAUGCUGAAAAAUUGUAUAGGAGAAAGGAGGGACUUUACCUGUACUGUGGUAGGAAGGGCCAUAUGCUAAAAGAAUGACCCGUGCUUCCGGAAAACUAUCGCACCUAAGGCCAUAUAGGGGACUGGCCUUGGGUGUGAUAUCUAAGUCCCCAAAAUUGCCUCUUAAUUGACUACUUCUCCCUGUUCUCUGCAUCUGGAGAAUAAUUGCAUAGCAAGAAACAUACUAGCCCUGGUUGAUUCCAGGGCAGCUGAGAAUUUCAUAGAUUCUAGAUUUGUUAGGAAACACAACAUACCCAUUAGAGAGAAGAAGACACCCUUGGCCAUUGAGGCCAUAGAUGGUAGACCAUUAUGCUCCCCAGUUAUCACACAUGAAACCGAACCGUUGCAUAUGUAAACAGGGAUGUUACAAUCAGAAACCAUUCGGUUUCAGGUCAUCACCUCUCCUUCCUCUCACAUUGUGUUAGGGUACCCAUGGUUACGUUCUCACUAUCCCAUUUUUGACUGGGAGUCAGGACAAAUAGUAUCUUGGAGUGAAACCUGCCAAGAGUCUUGUAUCGUUAAAAUCACCCCUUUAAAUUCUACAAAUGUUCCUACUACUCCUCCUUUGUCUUCUGUUAUACCUCCUCAGUACAUGUGUCUUAAGUCUGUCUUCGAUAAAAGGGCUGAAAAAUUACCGCCUCAUAGACCCUACGAUUGUGCUAUUGAUAUAUUGCCUGGCACUAUAUCUCCCAAAAGCAGGGUGUAUCCUUUGUCUCCUCAAGAAAACCGUGUCAUGGAGGACUAUAUUAAAGAAUCUCUACAAAAAGGAUUUAUAAGGAGAUCCUCUUCUCCGGCAGGGGCAGGGUUCUUCUUUGUGUCGAAGAAGGAGGGCGAUUUAAGACCUUGUAUUGAUUAUGGAGGUCUAAAUAAAAUCACCAUAAAAAAUGCUUACCCUAUACCAUUAAUCACGGAAUUAUUCGACAGGCUUAAACAAGCUACUGUGUUUACUAAACUGGACCUUAGAGGUGCGUACAAUCUCAUACGUAUAAAAAAGGGCCAUGAAUGGAAAACUCCAUUCAAUACUAGGAGUGGUCAUUACGAGUAUACCGUGAUGCCAUUUGGUCUUUGUAACGCCCCAGCAGUUUUUCAAGAAUUUAUUAAUGACGUCUUACGAGAGUUCAUUCACUCAUUUGUGAUAGUGUACUUGGACGAUAUAUUAAUAUAUUCAACAGAUUUACAUACUUAUCACAUGCAUGUUAAAACAGUUUUGAAAACCCUUCUUGUUAAUGGUCUUUAUUAUAAACUAGAAAAAGGUUUGUUUGAUCAAUCCGAAGUCCAGUUUUUGGGUUAUAUAAUUUCUGCUAAGGGUUUUCGUAUGGAUCCCCAGAAGCUUUCUGCUGUCAUGGAAUGGCCUCUACCUCAGGGCCUGAAAGCCAUUCAGCGUUUUCUUGGUUUUUCCAACUAUUAUAGACGCUUUAUUAAAGGUUUUUCUUCUAUUGUAGCGCCUAUAACCCGUAUGACUAAAAAGGAUGGUAAUACUCGUGACAGCAUCCUGUCCCUUCUUUGCCUUAUAUUCUUGAAGUUGAUGCUUCUGAUAUUGGGGUGGGUGCUGUCUUAUCUCAAAUAGAAUCACCUGAUAAGCCAUUACAUCCUUGUGGCUUCUUUUCCAAGCAAAUGUCCAAAGCCGAAAAGAAUUAUGACAUAGGCAAUCGAGAACUCCUUGCUAUUGUUUUAGCACUUAAGGAAUGGAGACAUCUUUUAGAGGGUACUAAGGACCCCAUCCUCAUUUUUACUGAUCACAAAAACCUUUCCUACCUUAGUGAAGCCAAAAGAUUGUCUUCUAGGCAGGCCAGGUGGUCACUGUUUUUAUCUCAUUUCAAUUAUAUCAUCACCUACAAACCAGGUGAACGUAACACUAAAGCCGACGCUCUGUCCAGACAAUUUGAAACUACCGACAAACAAGAGUCCCCCAGACAGAAUAAUAGCUACUACGGUUCUAUCUAUUUCUUCUUCACUCUUACAGGUUAUACAGGCUAAACAAAACAUGGCACCCAGUGAGAAACCUGCUGAUAAACUGUUUGUUGACGUUCCCGAAAGACGAGACAUUAUGUUGCUAUAUCAUGACACCAAAACUGCUGGACAUCCUGGUAUUUCUAAAACCUUAACAGCAGUUUCUAGAUAUUUUUGGUGGGCUUCCUUACGCAAGGAUGUCACCGAAUACGGUCGGGCAUGUACUAUUUGUGCCAGUAUGAAGUCUUCUCAUAGAGUUCCUUGUGGGUUGUUGCACCCGUUGCCCAUACCCGAGAGGCCUUGAUCCAAUCUAUCCAUGGAUUUUAUUGUUGAAUUGCCUCCUUCGAAUGGCAAAACAGUCAUCCUGAUGUUAGUGGAUCGAUUUUCUAAGAUGGCUCAUUUUGAGUCUAUUGUUAAAUUGCCCUCAUCCAAGGAACUUGCUUAUAUCUUCACCAGGGAGGUGUUUCGGUUGCAUGGUAUUCCUGUAUCUAUUGUAUCCGAUAGGGGUAGCCAAUUUAUUUCCAGAUUCUGGAGAGCAUUUUGUUCAGAGAUGGGUAUAUCUCUCUCGUUUUCCUCCGCUUACCACCCCCAGUCUAAUGGAGCUGCUGAACGUGCAAACCAGUCCCUAGAGCAGUAUCUUCAUUGUUUCGUAUCCCACCAUCAGAACAAUUGGGCUGACCUGCUUCCUUGGGCUGAGUUUGCUCGUAACAAUGCUGCUAAUGAAUCUUCUGGCAAAAGUCCUUUCUACGUUGUUUAUGGGCGGCAUCCUGUUGUUCUUCCAGCUGCAUUCUCCUUACAGGGCAUGCCAGCUCUGGAUGAACAUUUGGCUGGUUUAUGUACUACUUGGGAGCAGGUUCAGUGUUCUUUGGCGGACCCCGCUGCUCGCCAAAAGGUUCAAGCUGACAAGCAUCGCAGGGCGGCUCCAUCCUAUGUCGUGGUGGAUAGGGUUUGGCUUUCCACUUGCAAUAUCCGCCUUUGUGUGCCUUCUAUGAAGUUGGCUCCCCGUUUUAUUGGUCCUUUUCGUGUUUUGCAUAGAGUCAAUCCUGUUUCAUAUGCCUUGGAUCUUCCUAGGAACCUACGUAUUCCUAACGUCUUUCACACCUCCUUGUUGAAGCCCCUCCUGUGUAACCGCUAUACCCAGCAUGUUCCUCCUCCCCCUCCUGUUUCUGUGGAGGGUCAUGAGGAAUUCGAAGUAGCUUGUGCUUGACUCUCGUUUUCUCAGGGGUCGCCUCCAGUACCUGGUGUAUUGGAAGGGUUAUGGCCCUGAGGAACGCAAUUGGCUUUCCGCUGAUGCUGUUCAUGCUCCUCGCCUUGUGCGUUCCUUCCAUUCUCGUUUUCCUGCCAGGCCUGGUGGGCGUGUCUUCAGGGGGGGUACUGUAGCGGUACUUACCUUACCUGGGGGCCGGCCGAGGUCCUCUCUUCCCGCCGCGCGCGGCUCUCGGAUGAAGGCGGCCAUGGACCGCGAGAUGCUGUCACGUGUCCCGCCUAGCUCUAAGAGUGUGCCGCUCGUCUCGGGCAUGCUCUUAAAAGGGCUGUGGGAGCCAAAAAAUACAAUGGUCUCCCAUUGGCCCCUGUCAUCUCAUUGACCUUGGCUUUGUAUCUGACUCCGUUUAUCUCUUUAUCCCUGUUUUGUCUUGUUUGCCGGCUUACAGACUACUGUGUACCAGACCUUGGCUAGUUUUUGUUCUCGCUGCCUCUUUGUUCCCUUGACCUCGGCUCGUUCUUGACUCUGUCUAUUCUCUGCUAGCCAUUCUAAGGUCCGGUAAGACGUAUCUGAUCUGUCGAUUGUUGGACUAAAUCUUGCGUGUUGGGGUAAACUACCAUGACAAGUAGUAAGAUUCAGGUCUAAGAGAAAGGUUUGACAGAUUGUGUUUGAUUAAGUAAUGAGAGAUUUCCUCUUAGAAUUUCCAAAUCACUGGGCACUACCAGAAACAGUGUUGCAUGUGUGACUUUUCAGCAGGACAUUUAAACCAUUUUGUGUUGGGAUUUCUGUUCAUGGCACAUAGCCAGACAGGAGUGUAGAAGGCAUUGUGAAGUAUUAUGAGGCUCAUUUCUUGAUAGGAAGACAUUGGCAGUAAUUUAAUUAAAAAUGUCUGCCUUCAAUAUGUCUUCUUUUGUAUGUAUGAUAAAAUGUGCUAGCCAUUGAGAGAUCCUGGUUAUAUUUGUUUUCCAGUUAGUUAUGUGUCGAAUGAGAGAGUAGAUUGUAGAUGUAAUGUAGAUAGGGGUGGGUGUGAUUUGGAGGAUGUGGUCGAAUAAAUUAUAUCAAUCAAUGUCGGUAAGGUCUUUUAAGAUUUGGAAAGUGUAGAAAUGGAGUUGCAGGCAUGCCAGGGGAGUGUAAGGCCCGGAAGAUGACCUCUCAGCUCUAGAAAUGAAUAUAUUGAUUAUGUUGAUUAAAUAACAAAUUGGUGUAAUGUGCUAUAUUGGUUUGUUGUUCAUUGUGUAAAGGGGUAUGCAGCCUCCCCUUCUUUAAAACAUUGUGUUGUUAAGUAGGGAAGGGUGUAUUGUUUUUGUUGGGUGAGUGCCAGGUGUCGGCUUCAUCUAUUUCCACAAUCCUAUUGUGGUUGUCAAGACCAACUGCGCUGUGGUUGCUAUGAUAGGAGAGCAGAGGGACUUCCUGUGGGAGGUCUUUUCUGCUCUCCCUUGUCAGUCAAUAUUUACUGACAGCUAGGAGAGAAAAACUAUUUCUAAAAAGGUUUUACCCCUAAUCUAUAAAUUUGGUAUCAAAACUGCUAGCACAAUGUAUAGAUAAAAUCGUAUGCUCAAUCUAAUGAGCAUAAGUUGUUUGAGGCAUGACAGGUGCCCUUUAAAAGUCUUGUAAGUACUGGAAAAAACACUGGGCCUGGGGCUUUGUUGGCUUCCACAUUUUUAUAGCUGCUAUUACCUCUUCCUGUGAGGUCACUUCAUUUAACAAGGUUAAUUCUAUCUUACAUGCUUGUCUAAGGACAUCUGUUUGUUAGAAAUUAGAACUUUAUGUGCGUGACUUAUCCUGGACCACGCAUCGAUCACAGAGCUACAUAUAGUGGAAUAUAAGGUUUUAUACAAUUUUCUUUCCAGAAACUAGUGGAACUAUGAGAAUAGCUGAAUUCCUGUUCCUAUACAAUAUGUCGAACUAGAUAAUUCUGGUUUAUUUAAUUUGUCAAGGCAAUUCCAUCGAUCCUGGAAUUACAAUCCUGGGAUUACAAAACACCAUAGUUCAGUAAUAAAUAUUAUUAAUGCUGGAAGUUACAAUGUCACAACCAAUACACUCAGCACAAGCAGGGAUGUUAGGAGAAGACUUGCAACUCUAGUUCCCCAGAAACAAUAAUUCCAACAGAUCUUCAGUCCAAUGGGUGAUACAAGAGAAACCCAACCAGCCAUUAAAGACAGAUUCACCAACAUUUCGAACCAAUAAAGUCUUAACUUGCCUAUGGUAAGUAGGUUAUACUAAGUUGGUACAUAAUGACUGAUAGUUCCACUAAAGUGUCAAUUACCCUUCUUUGCAGGACUGUGAUCAAAGAAACAUGAGAGUUUAAUGUAAGGUGUAAGGGCAUUCUCUAAUGCUCAAGGUGUUGUCUAAAUAGAUUAAAAAGCUUGGAACAUGGUGCUUCAAUAUCAUUGACAGUAAAUUAGCAGCCAUUUGCGUGUUAAAAAAUAGUGUUUGUGAGAUUGAAAUUCACAUUCUUAUCUAAAAAAUAAAUAACUUUAAUUUUAAAAAACAAAAUUAAGAAAUUGUCACAUUUGAAGUUCUGGCAUUUGCUGGGAGGUCCGCGGAUUCAGGUCAUGACAUCGUGUAUUAAUUAAAAUAAGAAUUUCUGGAGUAUAAUAGAAACACUACAGGUUGGAAGGGUGUGCUUGGAGCAAAAUUAUUAUUUUAAAAAUUAUUAAAAUUAUUAUUAUUGAAUGAAAAAACAAGAUUAAUAAAAUUAAAAACAGCAAACAUUAAAACUAACUGCGACCCAAUCUAUCCAUUGCACCUAUAAAUGUGGGUACCUUGAGUAUUCCGUGAUUAGUUCAAUCUCUGUUAUGUGAUGCCAGGGAUGGCACGAAAACAUUUAAAUUAUAUCCUGUUAAUUCCAAGCCUGCUCAUGGGCAGUGGCGUACUAAGGGGGGUCGGGCUGCCCCGGGUGCCACUCACUAAGGGGGUACUAUGACCGGCGGCCGUAGGACGUGUGAGCUGUGCGGCAGGGACAGGUUGCCAUGGCAGCCGCACAGCUCAAACAUGCAGGCAGCCACAGAACUUCAAACCCGACCACAUCUAAGAAAAAAUGGGAACGUGGCUAAUUGCCAGCAGUGGAGGCGGAGCUAAACACAGCCACCACUGGCUGCUGUUACUGCUGCACAUCGAGGGGAAGCAGGAUGGAGCCCCUGCUUCCCCAACUAACAGACUCCAGGGACUUCAUGGGAUCCACUCCUCCAACCCAUACUGUCUGUAACUAAGAAAGAGAGAGUGUGUGUGUGUGUUUUGACUGUCUGCCUGUGACUCUGUGUGUCUAUGUGUGACUGCCUGUAACUGUGUUUCUGUGUGUGUGUGACUGCCUGCCUCUAACUGUGUGUGUGACUGUCUGCCUGUGACUGUGUGUGUGAUUGUCUACCUGUGACUCUGUCUAUGAGUUUCUGCCUGUGACUGUCUGUGUGUGACAGUGUGCUAAUAUUGUUGUAUAAAAAAAUGAAUUCUAUUGUAAGGGGCUGAGCAGGGGCUUUAGAGGGAGAGGCAGGUUUAUUUGUGGAAAGGGGGUAUAGGAGUUUUAUGGAAGGAGGGUGCAGGGAUUUGUUUAAGGGGGGGUGAGCAAGGGAUUUGUGGAAGGUGGUUGUUGUUUUUUUUUUACAUUUUAAAGUGUGUGUGUUUUACGGGCUGAGGUGCCAAACACAGGACCAGCCCGUGUUGCCAAAUGCUCUAGGUACGCCCCUGCUCAUGGGAAUAAAGAUUUAGGUUUAAACAACAUUACCUGCGUAAGGGAGUUUAGCUUAUCUUGUGGCAUCUGUAUGAAUCAGAUCGUGUUCUCUAAAGUGCGCUGUUUUGGGAUUAGAAAAGUAAGCAUUACAGAUUCCUUUUAACAGCAUGAGAAUUGGCUGCAGAACUGUAGUUAACAGCCAGACUUUACCUUACCCCUUUUACUUAUACAGUUUCAAUGCAUGAGUCACUUAACAGCACCACCUCCUGGCCAAUAUGCUAACUUUAACAAACAGCCCUGUGAUACAACCUCUCAUUAUUGUAACUCAAUGUCUUUUAUCGUUUUUAAAGUUUUUGCAUACUUUACUACAUUAUUUAUGCAAUACAUUAAAAAAAUUGAGGCCACUUCCACCAUAUUGGGUCACUUUAAGAAAGGAGUCAAUGGUGAAUAUAGAAUCAGAAGACUUUCGACCCUUGCAGUACAAAUGAUGAUUUAAUAUAAUAAAUAUGAACGCGUAUGACUGCCAUGGAGCUCGCCAAAGUAAAUGAGGGUCAUUCAUAUGGAACAGAUUGUAAUUUUCAAUAUAUGCUGUAUAGUAUUGUGCUGGAAAAAAAUAAGUAGUUUUAGGUACAGUGAUGCUUAAGGCCACUGGGGCAUAGCAAAACAUUUAGAAAUGUAUAUGUAGGACAGUUGUUGGUGACCCAUGACCCACAGUGAAAGAUUUACAUGUCAGGUGACUAUAGGCUAAGAAUUCUAAGGAUCAUCCUGUUCUCACUCCAUAAAGGUAAGUUGAAUAAAUGUAUUAACUAGACUUUGCAGGCAUAAAAAGCAUCUAAAAAUACAUAUAUGCAUAUCUGACAAAUAUUUGACAAUUGCAUAUGUCCAUGUAUGUGCAUAUUGUGCUUUGUAAUGUAUUAUGUUUUCAUCUCUGAGUAUAGUGAGUGAACGCAGCAGUGUAAAGGCACACAGGGUUAAAGGUUAAUUUCAACCAGAAGAAGUGUUAGUAAAUGUGAAAAUUGCCAUUACGGUUGGAUUUCGGGCCGUGUUCAUCAGAUUUUGUCCAUCACAGUAUUUGGAGACACUGCAGGCAGAGUGAUUGAGACCUGUAUGGAAAUGGAAGAGGGCAGGGGGUUAGUACCUGCUUGGAAGAAGGAGCAGGCUUAAUACCUGCCUUAAAGAUAUGGUGGUUCCUGGGGACCCUGAAGAAGGACAGCACAGCAGGACAGGUUUGGAUCCCAACCUAGGAACCAGUUUCCAUGUUCCGGUUACAAUGACCCAUUAAAGAGAAAUCACCCCUUUUAAAAAACCUGUGUAUGCAGAGUCCAACUAAAGUUGUAACAAUAUUAAUGCUAAUAAUAUUUUUGUUUUAAUGAAAUUAUUUUGUUUAGAUAAAACAACAAAUAAAAUAUUAGGCUAAAAUAUCUACUGUUUGCUGAAUGAGAACCUGAUGUUUGUAAAUCUAAAAGCUUACACUUUAAUUUUUCCACCAGAUGACACGCAACUAAACAUUAUUCAAAAGUGUAAGUAUAGAUAGGGAGGACAAACGGAGGACAAAUUUGACCUACAUUGAGGUUUGCCUGGGCACACCUUGUACACCCUUUGUAUGCCUAUGAUGGAUAUCUGAGCUCGAUGUAGGUAGGCUGGAGCUAAUGAAGAUAAACGAUCUCGCAGCUCCACGUACCCUGAGGCAAUCUGCUGCCUUUAUCUCUAGAAAUCUACUCUAGAAAUCCACAGAAACCAAUUUAAAAAGCUAGAAUUUUCUAUAAGACUAAAGAUCCCCAACAUUUCUUGGGCCUACACAUAGCAUGGAAAUAGAAGCACAAUGAUUCUCCUAGAAUUUGAGAAUUGACUGGUCUUCGGUUACAUUAAUAUAUCUGCAGUGUUCUGAAAACAUUACACAGCUAGAGCCAUUUGUUAUGAGUUUGCUCUAAGCUAUGCACAGACAAAAGGAAAUUGAUUAGUUCCAUUCAUCUUAGGAAUGAUCUUUUUAUUAAGUAUGGGUAGACCAACUACAACACCUCAAUCAGAUAAAACAGCUCUCCAGGAAUGCAGAUCGCCUUUGGCCUUAAGGGAUGGUUUAUUUUUUGUGGAUUUAUCAGAUGUACAUUAGAUGACAAGAAAAACAAGGGGUUUAUCUAAUACGGCAAUAAAUGUUCUUAAUUAUGUCAACAAUGAAAUGUAUGUUCUGGAGUUCCAUCUAUAUAGUAAUCCGGUCCAGAAGUUAAAUAUAUAUAUAUAUAUAUAUCUAUCAAUUCAAGUUUUGUUUUGUUAAGGAACAGUAGAUUAUGUAGAUUUAGGAUAAGACUUAUAACACAUAUUUCCAAAUGUAAAAGUAAUAUUCUAUCAGCUGAGAUAGUGUUACUAGUUAUAAACGCACAUUCUUCUAUGGGGUGUAUGAACACAAUUUACGAUAAGAAGCAAUGAAAGAGGGGUGCAUAUGGGAUAUUGGUCCCAUGUAUGGAUAUAAAACAUCCUUAAAUCACUAUCCAUCCAUUAUUUUUACAGGUUUUCUAAUUAUUAUUUGGCCUAUCCCUGAUUUCCUUUUUAAACAAAUCAGAUAAGCAUACAACACGUGCACACGGUUCUCAUUCAUUUUAGUGGAGAUAUGUUAGGUAUGUACUGCAGUGAGUGUUCAAACUCACAACUGCUGCUUUUGCAAUAUGUAAUAUGCUAUACCGUUUUCCUUAAAUGUGUUUGAGUCAGUAGGUGCACAUAUUCACAAGAUGCCUUGUUCCAUAUGUGCAUUCUGGGUGAUGCAGAGAUAUUCACAGGACAUUCUAAAUGUGUGUUGGAUUGUAGGGGCUGCUAGCCAGGAUGAAUAAAAAUCGAUUAUGAAAUUAUUAUUUUUUUUAAAUAGAUUUUUUUAAAUUUAAAUCUGGUUAUCAUUUAUAUUCAAAUCAGUUUUCUUUUAAUAAAUUGUUUUUGGAGGAAAAAUCAGUCUAAUGAUAAUUUUCUAUUUAAGAUACAAUAUAGUCUAAGGUUAUUCAGCAUGAAAUAGGGAUUAUUUAUGUAGCAUGUGGCUGGGUAUUCAUGUAAUAUUUACAUUUUUGAUAAAUUAAUUCAAUUAAAGUUCAUUGAACGUGUGUCUGUAGCGAUAACAUGCACUUCUGACAGAAAAUUAAUAUACAAAGUUCAAAAAAAUACUUUAAUCCCAUUGUUAUUCUGCAAAUUUAUGUACACACAAUGAACACCCUACCAUAAAGUAGACAUGUGCAAUUCGUUUCGUUCCGAAUGUAAAUUCCAAUGAAUUUCAGCAAUUCGGACAUUCAGAUGCAUCUGAAUUGCCGAAUUUCUGGAGUGCUGAAGUGCUUUGGAUUUCUGAAAGGUGGCAAAACAAGAGAGGAAGGGCAAAUUAUGGGAAUAAUGACAGGAAUCUAACCCUUACCCUAACACUACCCUAACCCUAACCCCAACCCCUACCAUAGAUGUGUAAAUGGUUGUGGUGGUUAGUGGUAGGGUUAGGGUUGGGGGUAGGGUUAGGGUUGAGAGUAGGUUUGGGGUUGGGGUGAGGUUAGGAUUGGAGGUAGAGUUAGGGUUGGGUGUAGGGAUUAAAGGACCACUAUAGUGCCAGGAAAACAUACCCGUUUUACUGGCACUAUAGUGCCAUGAGGGUGCCCCUCGGGGUCCCCCUCCCGCCGGGCUCUAGGGGGUGGAAGGGGUUAAACUUAUCUCUUUCUCCAGCGCCGGGCGGGGGACUCUCCUCCUCCUCUCCUCCGCCUUGGCUGAAUGCGCAUGCGCGGCAAGAGCCGCCCGCGCAUUCAGCCAGCCAGUCUCAUAGGAAAGCAUUUACAAUGCUUUCCUAUGGACGCUGGCGUCUUCUCACUGUGAUUUUCACAGUGAGAAGCACGCAAGCGCCUCUAGCGGCUGUUAAUGAGACAGCCACUAGAGGCUGGAUUAACCCUAACAUAAACAUUGCAGUUUCUCUGAAACUGCCAUGCUUAUAGAAAAAAGGGUUAAUCCUAGCUGGACCUGGCACCCAGACCACUUGAUUAAAGGACCACUCUAGGCACCCAGACCACUUCAGCUUAAUGAAGUGGUCUGGGUGCCAGGUCCAGCUAGGGUUAACCCAUUUAUUUUAUAAACAUAGCAGUUUCAAAGAAACUGCUAUGUUUAUGAAUGGGUUAAGCCUUCCCCCAUUCCCUCUAGCGGCUGUCUCAUUGACAGCCGCUAGAGGCGCUUGCGUGCUUCUCACUGUGAUUUUCACAGUGAGAGCACGCCAGCGUCCAUAGGAAAGCAUUGUGAAUGCUUUCCUAUGCGACCGGCUGAAUGCGCGCGCAGCUCUUGCCGCGCGUGCGCAUUCAGCCGACGGGGAGGAACGGAGGAGGAUCGGAGGAGGAGAGCUCCCCGCCCAGCGCUGGAAAAAGGUAAGUUUUAACCCCUUUUCCCCUUCCAGAGCCGGGCGGGAGGGGGACCCUGAGGGUGGGGGCACCCUCAGGGCACUAUAGUGCCAGGAAAACGAGUAUGUUUUCCUGGCACUAUAGUGGUCCUUUAAGGAAUUGCAGAAGUCCCGAAUUUUGGAAGUGCCGAACUGAACCGAAGUGCCAAAGUCCCGAAUUGCCAAAGUCUCGAAUUUCAGAAGUGCCGAACCAAACCAAAUUUUUUGCCCAUGCACAUCCCUUCCAUAAAGGGUUACUCCAAGUACCAUGACCACGUCAGCGAUUUGAAAUGGACAUGAUGCCUAGAGUGGCUAUGUGCAGUUUUUCAGUAUGAAGCUCUGCACACAGGGCCGGCGCUACCAUUAAGGCGAAUUAGGCAUUCGCCUGGGGCGCCGACCUGAAGGGGGCGCCCACCUGGAGGUUUCUGGGUGGGCUGCUCCUGUGGGUGGGCAGCGGGAUUCUUUUGCCUGGGGUCGGAGCGCUGGGUAAGUGGCUGUUUAGCCAAACCCCAGCGCAGCCAUAUCCUGUGCUCCCUCUGCCUCCCUGAUGCUGCAGAGCCGAUCAUCUGCUCAGGGAGAGGGGAUCUGUUGAAUCCCCAGCACCCGAGCAGAGCACUGUGCUUCCUGCAGGCAGGGGAAGCUGGGAUGUGACCUGGUAUCCUGGCUGCCCCCUGCCUGUGAACACAGGAAUCACAGUGAAGGAGCAGGAAGCAGCCUGUGCUCACUGUGCGGCUCUCCUGCUCCACCAGGAACCAGGGCAGAUACCUGCAGGCUGAAAUAUGAUCCCCUUCUCCUCCAGUCACAUCACUAGCACAGGUAUGGCAUCACUGGAGGAUAAGGGGAGAUGGUUAUUAUUGUGUGUGUGUAUGUUUGAACAUUGGUGUGUUAAGUUUGUUUGUGGGUGUGUGUUUUAAUAAACUGACUAUAUGUAAACUGGUGUGAGUGACAUAGUUUGUGUGUAUUUCAGUGAGAGUGUGUGUGUGUUAGUGAGAAUGUGACAUAGUGUUUGUUUGUGUGUAUGUGUGUGUUUGUCAGUAAGAGUGUGUGUGUGUGUGUGUUUGUGUGAGAUGGUGUAAGUGUGUGUGUGUGUGUGCCAGUGAGUGUGUGACCAGUUAUAUUUCUAAUACAUUAAUAUAAUUAUAUAUAUUAUAUUUAAAAAAUUUUUUUACUUACAGUGUGCCUUUCAGACAAGUUCCCUGUCGCACACAUUAAAUACCACCAUUAUCAUAAACUUGUUAUAAUAAAUAAAUGUGUUAUAACAACCAUAAAUGUAUACAAUGUAAAAUGUAUAUGUAUUAGGCAGUAUGUGCAUAUGGAUGAAUGUAUUAGGCAGUGUGUGUAUAAUGGCCAGUGAGUGUGUAUGGUUGAAUGUAUAUAUUAGGCAGCGUGCGUGUACAGUUGUAUGUAUUGGCAGUCUGUGUGUGUGUGUGUAUGGAUGUAUGUAUGUAUUGGCAGUGUGUGUGUGUUCAUAUUGGACAGUUUAUUUUUUCCCCCCUAAAUGUCUGCUCACUGUGUCUCUCCUAAAAUGUUUCCUAGUCUGUAUCAGUUUCCUAAAAACCUCAACAAUCUCUCUAUCCCUUUCCUAAUUGCCUUCCCGGUCUGUUCCCUUUCCCUAAAUUUAUCACUGGUCUCUCUGCUUUCCCUUAGACACUUAGGUGUCUAUUCACUAAACAGUGAUUUGAAAAAGUUGAGAUGACUUUAUACAACUCUUCUGUUUUGGCCUAAAUGUUUCAAGUUAUAUGUCAACUCACUGUUUAAUGAAUAGACAGGGAAAAGAAAAGAAGAGAAAUUGACAGAAGAUAAUUACCGGAUUAUUCACUAAAGUGAGAAUUGUAAGUGUAAGAGCAGAGUAGCCGAAUCUAGGGAAUGUUAACGGGUGUUUUGACCAUAAAUUAGAAGUUCAAUUUGAAUUCCCAACAAUUCUCACUUUAUUGAAUAACCCUAUUGGAAUAAAGAGAAACAGGCUGGAGAGAAUCAGUUGCAUAGAGUGAGCAGAUAAAUCGUGAACAUAGAGACUGCAAGCUUUUGGAAACAGAAACAAAGGAGAAAGCUGUGGAUAAACACUAAUGAGAGAGAUUGGGCACUAUGGAGGAAAGGGACAGCUGAUCAGACCUAAUUAAAAACCAAAUGGCAAAAUUUAUACCAUUUAGAAGAAUUCGCCAACUCCGCUACAGUCACAGUUCAGCUAUUUUUGCUUAAACUAUGCAAUUCGAUUUCCAAUUCACUGAAUUCAUAGUUUUGUGAAUAAACUUCUGAGAGAGUGUAGUUGCAUUCAAGAGGGGGCGGCAAAAUGGAUCUUUGCCUAGGGCGGCAAGAAUCCUUGCACCGGCCCUGUCUGCACAUACUGAGAAAUUAUAUUGCUGUCAGGGGUGGAGCUAGCUCCAGGUUGACUAAUGCAUAUUCUUUGUCAAUGCAUAUUCCUUGGCUGAAAUCACACACCUGACACUCUCAGCCAAUGAAUGAGGGGUGGAUCGGUAUUUGCAGCUCUGCAGAAGCCUGAUGCGCAUCACCUAGCAUCAAAGAAGGUUUGGUGCAUUUUUUGGGGGUCGGGUGGGGUGGUUUAAAAGAUAUUUUGUAUAACCAGUCAGUCAGUUAACAAACAUUAAGGUUUUAAACAAACACAAGAAUAUCUAUGCUAUAUAAUGUAAUUGUUUUAGUCAAAUAAAAACUGUUUAAGUUGUAUAUGAGUGAUUAACCUAUUAAACUGGAGAUAGUUCACCAUGCAAUAAGUUUAUCAUUACCUAUCUAGUAUAAAUAAUGGUUUACAACAAAAUUGGUUCUGGUAUAACAGUUCAAUUAAUCUGAAAUACAACUAUUGGUAGGGCCUCACCCCUAAUCAAAUAUUAAAAAUAUAAAAUAAAUUAAAACAAACAUGCAGGUAAUUUGGUUAUUGGUAGCUCACAUAUGAUUAUAUGUUUGAUAGACUUAACGUGUAACAGGCUGUAUUAACAAUUAUUUUGAGGGGGCUAUCCCAUUGCCACCUCGUUAAAUAUAAAUAUUAUGCAGUUUGAUCAUUAAUCUGUUGGAUCAGCUAAAGCUUUCAUUAUGUCUAACACAGUUGUAGAGGUAUAUACCAUUUUACAUGUUUUUUUUGGUUAAUAUAUUGACAUGAAAUUCUUUAAGAUAUAUGACUCUUUCCAUGCCCUGCUACCUCCCCAUGAUUGAAAAAUGUCCCACGGUUUGGCCUCUGUCCCAGGAGUCCUCGGAUCUGUCCCACAUUCCAGUGGUGGAACUACUGACCAUAUAACCUGUAUAGCUACAAACAGAAAAAUGACAAGAAUUAACUUGUUUCUUUUUUUCUGUGUUGAUGGUGUGUGUUAAUGUGUGACUGUAUGUAUCUAUGUGUAUUAGUGAACACGUGUAGCUGUGUGUGUCUGUGUACAUCUUUGUACAUACUUGCCACAAAGUGUCUCUGGAAAUUAUUUUCCAUAUGGUGUGGUUUCAAAAAAAUACAAGUCUAGCAAAUAGAUUUUUACCAGAUCAGAUGGAAUGUUAAUGUAUUUGGCCCUAUCGUGUGUCCACACAAAUUCUGUUUUUAAUCAUAAACAUGGUUUUACUAAAUAAAAUGUGUUUCUUAAAGAAGUUAAUCCAAGUUUACUUAAUCCCCUUAUUUGGAUCAUACAUAUACAUUUAUUAUAAAAUAUGCACUAGAAAAUAAUUAUUUCGCAAAAUUGAAAUGUUUCGGCCCACAAUAUCUGGAGUGCCAAAAGAUGCCUAACUUGGAAUACACCAUUAAUAUUUAAUAAUCUGACAGAGUGGGCAGACAAAUCUGAACAACCACUUGUUUCCCUAACCACUAAACCCCCUUGCACCAUCACCUACAAUAUGCUGUGGUAAAGGGGAUUAGACUGUCCCUUUAAGCAUUUAGUGCCUAGUGUUUGUAUAAAUUCUAGGAUCCCUUUAAAUGCGUUGUUCACGUCCCUGUAAGUAAAUAAUGGAAUCCCAGUUUCGGAGAUCAGACACAGACAGGUGGCAUGCCUGAAGCAUUGAUUUGGUAUUCCCUGAUAAUACUCACGUAACGCUGGUUUUAGUUUUCCAUUGUAAAUAUUUGAAUAGUCAAGCUGGUGUUAUAAAUAAAUAAAUAAAUAAAUAAAUAUAGUAGAGAGUAAAUAAGUGUAAUGGGUGUACUAUGCAAAUUUGAAAGUGAUACAUAAAUUAUAAAUGUGCAUAUACUACACACACACACAACCAACAUAAAUAACUAACAAGCAUUUUCUCACUCGUCAUUACCCUGCCAUUAAAGUAUCAUAGACAUUUAAAUGUAUGAGGUGGUGACACUCUGAGUAGGGAUCUGAUAUCGAUACCGAUAAUCUGUGAACUUUCAGUCCGAUAGCCGAUAACUUACCGAUAUUCUGUACAUUUACCAUUUUGAAAAAAACAAACUAUUUCUAAAGGUAAAAACCAAAGGAAAAAAAGUUACCUGCACUCUCUCCUUAAUCCCUAUGUAUAUUUAAACAAAUGGAGGUCAUUUAGUUACUUGAACGUCAAGGCAGACCCCCCUAGACGGGUCCUACUCUGACCCUUUACCUUGCUUCUUUGAGCUUCUGGCAAAAAUAUCUCUAAUGAGACAGAAAGGGGUAUUUUUUUUUUUUUAAUAUUUAUUUUUUAUUGAAGGUUUUUCAAAGGUAAAGAUCCAGUACACAGUUGUUUCAUAGUGUAUACAACGAGUAUUCAGCGGGUUACAGGAUAAUAUAUUUGUACUUUAAAGUUAUACAGUAACAUCAUCUGCCUCCGUGUACUAUGUAACAUUUUAUCGAAGCUGGUUUGCAAUUACUCUUCAAUUGGGUUGGUAUUACAAUUCAAAUAAACGUAACAAAGGUAUAUACACAAACAAAUAUACAGGCAAAUCAUAAUAGUUUGUAUCCAGCAUUUCCUGCGUACUUUGACCAUGUCAGCUCACAUAAGUCACCGUCCAUGUUUCCCUGGGCCGCCCUGACUCUUCUGGGUCCCCUUCUCCCCUCUCACCCUCCCUGGUGUUUCUGUCUCUCAUACCAUGUCUCCCAGAUAUUCCAUGUGUUUUGGAACCUUUCCGUGGCCCUGGCGUUGUCAGUGGACAUUUUCUCGUAUAUAUAGAAUUGUUGUAUUUUGUCUGCCAAUUGGUGGAUGGCUGGGCAGCGAGGUGUUUUCCAGUUUAGAGCUAUCAGGUUUCUAGCGGCCAUUAAAACUAUCCCUAUCAAUUGUGUGUGGUUUUUUUGUGUUGUUUCGGGGAACAACAAGAGUAGGCAGGUCGUUAUGUCCAUGGGGAAGUCUCUAAUGCCGAGAUCUUUCAACAGGGUUUGAACAUCUCCCCAGAUAGGUUGUAUCCCUCCACAAUGCCACCAUAUGUGUGGCAGGGUUCCCUCUUCCACACCGCAUCUCCAACAUUUGGUGGAAACGUCUGGGUACAUUCUGUGUAGUCUGGUGGGUGUCAUGUACCACCUAUAUAGUAGUUUGCGAUGCGCUUCAAUAUGUGAGUAGCACUUGGUCCACUUUUUUAUCCCAUUUAGGGCCAGCAUCCACCUUUCCUCUGUCAUGACUGUCCCCCUCUCAGUCUCCCAGUGCUGUUUGCAUGUCAUCGGUUUUUGUGGUGCUAGGUCAAGCCAUGCUUUGUAGCAAAGUGAUAGGGCUUUGGGUUUCAUCGGGGCUGUCCAGCAUCUGUGGGGUAUCAGUCUCGCUGCUACCGCAGGAGUAGGCCCAGUGUGAGGUGUGCCCUUGACGUGUGUGUUUAUUGUGUUUUUCAGUUGUAAGUAGGGAAAGAUAUCCCUCUCCGGGACCUUCCAUCUGUCUCUGAUGGCUGGGAAACUCAUGAUCGUCUGGUCUGUACACAGUUGUUGGAUUUGGGAUAUACCUAAGCGUGACCAUCUGUUUAGUGGGAUCGUAGGAUUCACUGCAUGUAGUGCAGUAAGGGGAGCUUCAGGGUGGAAGUGUUUCCUCCAGCCCAGGGAGGACAUAAAGUCGUCCCAUACUCUGACCGUUGCGAGUGUGGUGGGGUAUAGAGUUACUUUGGGGCCUCUUAGUGUUCUCGGCGUCCAUAGGUAAUUAAGCAGUGAGGUGUGCUUAAGUUGGUCUUGUUCCAUAUCCACCCACUGUGUUACCCCCUUUUGGGCGUGUAUGUGUAUACUCGUUGCUAGGAUAGAGGCUUUGUAAUAGAGUCCAAUGUUGGGCAUGCCUAUACCCCCCGUUUGGGUCGUCCGUUGUAGGAGACCUAGGGGCAGCCUGGGUUUCUUACCCCCCCAGAUGAAGGAGUUGCAUAUGGCUUGUAACGAUUUGUGGAUAGCGGCUUGGAUGUCUAUUGUGAGCAUGCGGAAUAUAUAUAGUAACCUUGGCAAAAGCAUCAUCUUAUAUGCAUUCACUCGGCCCAGCCAGGACAAUUUUGCGUUCUUCCAUUUAUGUAUUUCUGUGGUGCAUAGAUGUAUGAGGGGCUUAUAAUUAAGCUUUACUAUGUUGCUAAUAGGAGCGGCGAUUUUAACCCCUAAGUACGUUAUAGAUGUUGUUCGCCAGUCUAGUUCAAAGGAGUUCUUAAGGGUAGUUACAUUUGGCCCUGGUAGGUUUAUCGGUAGGGCUUGUGUUUUCUCCUUAUUCAGACGGUAGUAUGAUAUUCUACCAUAGUCUGUCAGUAGAGUUAGUAGAGGGGGCAGCGAUUGUUCUGGAUUUGAAAGCGCCACGAAAAUAUCGUCCGCAAACAUUGCCAGACAAUAUUCCCUGUCCCCCAGUGUGAUACCGGUUAUGGCCUGGUGUUGUCUUAUCUUCCAAGCCAAGGGCUCCAGGGAGAGUAUGUAUAGCAGGGGGGAUAGUGGGCAACCCUGGCGUGUCCCAUUCGUAAUGUGGAAAGUGCGUGACAGGAAGCCCCCAUGGGAGACCUUAGCACUGGGUCGUGCGUACAGAGCCAGGAUUCCCCUGAUAACCUCUUCGGGGAACUGAUACUUGCACAGCACUUGUGUCAUAUAUUGCCAGUUAAGUCUGUCAAAGGCCUUUUCGGCGUCCAGCGCCAGGAAAAGACCUCCGAUUUGUCCCCUCUCCAUUCCCGCUAUUAUGUUUAGCACUUUCCUCGAGUUAUCAGAGCCUUGUCGGCCCCGCACGAAUCCGGACUGGUCAUUAUGUACUAAUUUAUGUAGCAACGGUGCCAAUCUUUCGCUAAAUAGUUUUGCGUAGAUUUUGGCAUCACUAUUUAACAAUGAAAUGGGCCUGAAGUUUUUACAUUGAUCUGUAUUUUUGCCCGGUUUGGGAAGUGUGGAGACAUGUGCCAUUGUGACUUCUUCUGGCAAUGCCCCUUCUGUCAUGCAGUGGUUAAAUAGAGCGCCAAGAGGUUGCGCUAGGGUGUUAAGGAAGGUGCGGUAAUAUUUAUUGGGCAGGCCAUCAGGUCCCGGUGCUUUAUGUAGUGGGAGCGUAGAGAUCACCGAGGUGAUCUCUUCGGUCGUGAAGGGUUUGUUAAGUUGAUCCGCCUCCAUCUGAGAUAGGGUAGGAAGGUCGAUUCCUGCCAGGAAAGCGUCAAUAUCUGCUUUAGAGGGGCAGACUGUCUGUGGGUCAUCUUUCAGAUUAUAUAAUUUUUCAUAAUAAUGGGCGAAUUCGUCCACUAUCCCCUGUGGGUUUAAAAUUAAGGUGCCCCUGGAAUCCUUGAUGGAGGCAAUUUUUGAGUUAGCCGUCCUCUGUUUCAAUUGGGCAGCCAGCCGCGCUCCCGCUUUGUUGCCUGUAGCAAAAAAGCUGUGUUUAAACUUGCGCAUGAGGGAUGUGGUUUUGGCCAGUUCCAAAUCUCUGAGCUGCGAUUGUAAGCGCAAUAGUUCGGUAUGUGUGGCUGCUGUGGGGGUGUGUUUGUUGGUGUGAGUUAGGGAGGUUAGUUCAGAAAGUAUGGCUGUGUAAGCUUCUAGUCGCUUUUUUUUUUGCGUAGCUGGCGUGCUUGAUGAAGCUGCCUCUUAUGAAAGCUUUAUGCGCCAUCCAUAUUUGGGGUAGAGGUGAGUCUGGGGUUUUGUUUUCUUUAAAAUAAAACUGUAGAUCUUGUUCUAUUUGGUUAACUAUGGCAGGGUCAGCGAGUAAUUGUUCAUUGAGUCUCCAACUGCCUCUUCCUGAGUUGGGGAAUUGUUCCCUAAGCUGUAGUGUAAUAGGGGCAUGGUCCGACCAUGUAAUAAGGCCUAUGUCUGUGCGCUCAACCUUUAUGAUGGAGGAGGUGCGGAUCAAAAACCUAUCUAUUCUCGAAUAAGUCUUAUGCGCUGCUGUGUGGCAUGUGUAGUCCCUCUCUGUGGGAUGGGUGACUCUCCAUGGGUCUACAAGAUUGUGCGGUGUUAGUUUGUUGCAUAUUUGUGUGGCUAGUUUGGACCUGCUCUUUAGUGUUUGUGCAGUCAAUUGGGGACCUCCUGAUGAGUCUAGGUCACUGUCUAGUAAGAAAUUCGUGUCACCCCCAAUGAUCACUUCCCCAAGUGCGUGAGCAGACAUCAAACCAAGCAGUACAUCAACAAAGUUACAUUGGUUAACAUUGGGUCCAUAGACAUUAAUUAAGGUAUAGACAUUAUUAUUUAGGGAGCAUUGCAAUAUUAGGUACCUUCCCUUUUUAUCUCCUAUUUUGCGUAUUAGGGAGAAGGCCACAUCUCUGCCAAUAAGGAUGGAUACUCCUCUUUUUUUUUUGGAGUAACAUGAGUGAAAAUCUAUGGGAUACUGUGGGGAGUUAAACUUCGGUCUGUUACCCCAUUGGAAGUGCGUUUCUUGGAAGAGCAUUACGUGGGCACCUAAUGAUUUUGCUUCGCGCAGUGCUAGGCGGCGCUUGUGAGGGGAAUUCAGCCUUUUAGUAUUUAGGGAGCAUAUUUUAAGUACCAUCUGACAUGUGGUGUAGUCUGUGGCUACUCGGGGGGAGACAGGGUGCUCUUCCAACAUUAGGUUCCCUAAUGGGAGGUAAUUGUAUAGCUAACCUGUUGGUGCCAGAUGGUGUUAAGGAUGCGGGACAUACUGUCUGUGGGGUUUGCCUUAUAAAAUUAAAAAGGGUUAAAACAAUAUAAUAACUGAACCAAUAAUCAACUAUGUACAGCGUUCCGUUCACUGCGCCUCUGCGGUGCAGUGUCAAAUCUAACGGAUUCUCUUGUGGCUCUGGGUCGGUAGCCACAUUGGGGGUGGUUAUUGAAAUCAGUUGCAAGGAUUUAACAACAAAAAUUAUCAUAGCAAUUCUGGGUGGCCUUAGUGGCGCCCUCCCUGGGUGUAGGUAGGCUUUUAGCCCGGCAUGGUAAUUUGCAAGAAAGGAGCAUGUACUAUUAUAGUCUUUGUAUACGACCUGUCCCGUAUGCGUACCGUGUGGUCAGCACACGAUUGGAAGUUCUGAUCCUGCUAGACUUGUCUUUGUGUAGUCUUGGGACGUGGUUGUUUCUUCCAUUCAGUGUGGAGUUUGAUUGCAGAUCUAUCCUCCGUAGCUAGCAAGGGGUCAUUUGGUACUGGGAUGUUCCACUCCAACAGUUGUCUUUUACCGGAUUCAGGAUCAAGAAUCAGGUUGUCUACGCCGUUGCGUUUUACUAGUAACUUGGUCGGGAAGCCCCAUUUAUACUGUACUUCCGCCGCUCUCAAUGCCGCUGUGAUGUGGGUAAACGAUCGCCUUUUUAUCAUAGUCGCAGUGGAGAGGUCAAUAAAUAGCUUGAUUUGGGAAAAUUGACCUGGGAGCUGACCUUGGCGUCUAGACGCUUGCAUUAUUCGAUCUUUCGUUGUGAAAUAGUGUAUUCGCGUUAUGACGUCUCUCGGUACUGUAGUCGGUAGGUGCUUUGGUCUUGGAAGGCGGUGUGUGCGGUCAAGCAGCAACUCAGUUUCUUUCAAUGCUGGAACGUAUGCUGUAAAUAUUUCCUUUACAUAUUGGGUUAGAUCUAGGGAGCCGACUGAUUCCGGUAUUCCCCGGAUUCUAAUAUUGUUGCGGCGGUCCCGGUCUUCAUGGUCUGCCACUUUUGCUUCUAGGCUUUGUACUCUCUGUAUUAGGUCGUUGUGUGCCUCUGCUAGGCUAUUAUGGGCCUCUAUAGUUUCCUCUGCUCUCUCUUCCAGACGUGCUGUUCUUUCACCUAAAGCUUGAAUGUCAGCCCUGAUAUCUGUAGCAAUUUGUUUCAGGUCUGUUUUGAAGGUGUGCUUUAAUUCAGAUAGCAUGUUCUGUAGUGAAGCAUUUGUGGCUGGUGCUUGCAUGUCAUCUGCAGUGAGGGUAAACUCACCGCCUUCUGAGCAUGAGGCUGGGGACUGGGGCUGGUCGGCGCCAUUUUGUUCCUCCUGUCCGCACUUCGGCGACGCUAUUACUUGCAUUUGGAGGGUCUUUUGUUUGAAUUUCUUGGCGGACUUUGUGGACAUUAUGAGGUGGGGGUAUGCCCGCUUGUUUGCCGCUCUUGCCGGUGCUUGUAUGCUGUGUAGUCACGCUGUAAACACCCGUCGGCGGGAGAGCUCCGAGAUCAGGCGACCGCUCUCAUUCGCCGCUAAGCCACGCCCCCAGAAAGGGGUAUUUUUUAUAUACACCCCUAUAUAUUUGUUAACCCUUAAUAGGGAACACAUGGGAUGGGCUGCAGCAUUGUGACCUAGCUGUGUGAUACAAAAAGUGAAUACAAAUACAAAAAGAAAAGUCCUGCGCUCACUCCCAUCACUCCUGGGCGACAGCAACGACUACAGUACACAUCAGCUAAUACAUACAGUAAAAACCAAAGAAAAAAAUUACAUGCACUCUCUCCGUAAUCUCUAUGUAUAUUUAAACAAAUAGAGGUCAUUUAGUUACGCCAAUGGCCACUGGAGGGAAUGCCCGCCUGCCAACGUCAAGGAAGACCCCCCUAGACGGGUCCUACUUUGACCCUUUUUCAUCAAGGCAGACCCCCCCUAGACGGGUCCUACUCUGACCCUUUUUCGUCAAGGAAGACCCCCCUAGACGGGUCCUACUCUGACCCUUUACCUUGCUUCCUUGAGCUUCUGGCAAAAAUAUCUCUAAUGAGACAGAAAGGGGUAUUUUUUAUAUACACCCCUAUCUACUUGUUAACCCUUAAUAGGGAACACAUGGGAUGGGCAGCAGCAUUGUAACCUAGCUGUGUGAUAAAAAAAUGUGAAUACAAAAAGAAAAGUCCUGCACUCACUCCCAUCACUCCUGGGUGGCAGCAACGACUACAGUACACAUCAGCUAAUACAUACAGUAAAAACCAAAGAAAAAAAUGACAUGCACUCUCUCCGUAAUCUCUAUGUAUAUUUAAACAAAUGGAGGUCAUUUAGUUACUCCAAUGGCCACUGGAGGGAAUGCCCGCCUGCCAAUGUCAAGGCAGACCCCCCUAGACGGAUCCUACUUUGACCCUUUUUCGUCAAGGCAGACCCCCCCUAGACGGGUCAGAGUAGGACCCUGCUAGGGGGGGUCUGCCUUGAUGUUGGCAGGUGGGCAUUCCCUCCAGUGGCCACUGGAGUAACUAAAUUAACACACCUGCCAUUCGGCAUCCUCUGCCGCACACGUAGACAAUGUGGUUGUCUCGUUCUUCUUCUGAGCUGGGAGCUCAACUGGAGGAUCAACAAGGUCCCAUACAACCUCGCAGAGCUGCGUAGAACCAAUACUGUGUUGGGGGCUGGUGGGACAUCCCCCCACAGCCCGACUGAAUGGUCUUCCUCAGAGACAGCACCAUCUGGAUCUCACGCUAUACUUCCCGAUUCUGGGCGUAGGCUGACUGUUCGCUUACCUCGCAGGGCAGUUUCACCACGUAAGCUGUGUACUUACCAGCCUGCUGUUGUGGCUGCCCGGUCUCAUAUAGCUUUUGAAACCAACAACCCUUCUGUCAGGCCGUAUCUGGUCAUUUCCGGUAUGCAGAACCGGCUCCGCCCCCUUUCUGACGCGGCUCUCUCACGCUUUAUAGAGAGACCGCGCCAGAUUCAAGGUGCUUGGUGAUUUUCGGAUGUUACUUCCGCAUUCAACGCCGGCUAAGCUUCUCUUCAUUCCUAACGUGUAUCGAACCUUGGAUUGUUGUUACACUUCCGCAUUCAACGCCGGCUAAGCUUCUCUUUGUUCCUAACGUGUACCGAACCUUGGAUUGUUGUAACGGACUUUUGCAUUCUCAUUGCCCUCUGACCACGGGCCGUAUUGGAUUUACCGGAUCUCUACUUAUUUCCUUGAAACCGGACUGUUUAUGUCAAACAUCCUUUGGACUCAAUCUAUUCAGUUCCAUGGAGGACAACUCCCAUCAAUCUUAAGUAUACAAUUUACUUCUAUCUCUGAAGGUUUACUUAUUAAUGAACUUUUACUUGCUUGCUAUAACCUGCAUUUACUAAAAUAUUAUUGCAGUCAUUAAAGCCUUUUCUUUUCCACUAAUUGCCUGCAACCUCCACCUUGCGUUAAAGCUACAGUAACCUUAUUAAUUUAAAGGAUUUCUCCUCUUUUUGCUAUUGUAAUUAAGGAGUUUUACAAGCUGCAGUUGAGUUCCAAAUCCAAAACCUCUUGUGACAUAACACCUUCUAUACCUGCCUCUUAUGUUUAUUAAGCUUGUAUUUCUACAUUGGUUUGCUAUUCACCUGGUGGCUAACAUGCGCAGCGGUGUGCCGCCACUCUAUCCUGAUUGGCGAUCCAGUGGUUCUCACCCUUAUAGCUGAACGUCCACACGUCUAGUUGACAUUUUCCUAAUGUUCCGUGAUACCUAAUGUUAGGGUAGACGUAUCAGACAGCUUGCAUUAUCUAUUCAUUUAUAACUAUAAUGUCGCACCUAAUAUGUCCAUCAUCUUCACUCAGCUUAAUAUUUUACAACGCAGAGCAUAUUCUAGCUAAAAAUAUAUGUUGCAUACUACUUGUAUGUUUAACCUUACACAGUACUCAAGUAUAAACAGCGAAUAUGACUCACAGUUAGACGUGUCUACCUAGCAUGUUCCAAUAUGUUGACUUGUACUAAAAAUUAUGCUCAAUGUAAUGCCAGUUAGUUGGGCUAAUACAGUUGACCUUUUGUCAUAGCUAAGCAUAUUUCACUAAUUAUCUACUCUAGGUGGAAUUGAUGAGUCUCUUGCCAUAGCUAGCAACUAAUUUACUAUCCACCAUGUAACUUUCAAUACACAGCUAGCUCACUGCCUUUCCCUACUAACACUGUUCUGCUGUAAGCUUUGAUGUGUUAGUUUAGCCUGUAUACUGUAACUUUAAAAUGCGGCAGUCAUGUCACGGAGUAUAUAUCAACGUGCAUGUUCCUGUUAAUGUGUGACCAUUUCAUAUAUCUCCCUUUUUAUUUUCUGUACCCAAUCUAUCUUUGCCUCAAUAAAAGAAAGAUUUACAAAAGAAAAGAUCAGACUUGGUCGAAUCUUUAGUGCUGAUGGGAAAUUUGUGGGGCUGUAUAGUACUCUUAUGGUCCCAAUGUGUCUCAGAGUCGGAACGCUGUAAGUUAGUGAUAGAAUUCACUUUGGGUUUGGAAGCUGAAUUAAAAAGAGAGAUUCUAUCCAUAUUUCUCACCUUGUUAUAAGCAAAUAGGAUCGAUUUAGAGGGAUAUUCUUUAUCAAGGAAACGUAGGCAGAGAUUUAAAGCUUCUUCCUCGAAAUGUUCUAACAUAGAACAAUUACAGUGGAGUCUAAUGAAGUGGCCUACUGGUACAUUCGCAAUCCAUGUAGGAUGAUGACCGCUGGUGGCAUUUAGGAAUCCAUUGAUGUCUCACUUUUUCUGAAAUGUCCUAGUUAGUUAAUUAGUUAGUUUUCUCCCCAAAGUUUAAGUUCAAGGAAUUCUAUUCUGGACUUGUGCUUGUUAAAAGUAAAUGAGAGUCCCCAGUCGUUAGAAUUGAACUCAGUCACAAACUUAUCAAUGUCAUCCCAGUCCCCCUUCCAGAUAAUUAAAAUAUCAUCGAUAAAACGGUCAGGUCAGGUAUCAGGUGAUCUUUCCAGUUUGGGUUCUCUAAGAUAUGUGACAAAUCCCAUAGGCCCAUAAAUAAAUUGGCAUAUGAAGGGGCAAAACUAGCUACCAUGGCUGUCCCUUUUGUUUGAAGAUAAAACACUAAAUAAUUAUGCAUUGGUACAAAGUGUGCCCUUUCAAAAAUGGAUUCUGCCUGAGAAGAUGGGAGAAGCGGACCAGAAAGCAGAAAGUGUUUGAGUGCUUGUAUGCCCAACGCAUGGCUAAUGUUGGUGUAUAGUGCUGUCACAUCUAUGGUGAGCCAUCUAUGGUGAGCCUUCAUGCCAUUUUACACUUUGCAUCAAAAAAAGUACAAGACUAGUGUCACAUAUAUAGGAGGGAAGAUUCACCACAUAUCUUUGGAGAGUGGUGCUGUGAGGGAACCAAUAGAGGAGAUGAUGGGCCGCUCUUGAUCUUCCAAUCUUUCUUUAAAGCUGUUCAUUCCCCUAUUGUUUUAUUUUUGGGGAGGAUAUAUUUUACAGUUUAGAGCCUGUUUUUCUUGUGUAUUCUCUGACUUAUAUUUAAUCUACACCUGAUACAUCUCUUCACACAGGCGUUGGUUUUGUAGUUGUCCUUACGGCAUUGCAAUUCAGAUGCCACUGUGCAGAUUUCUAUCCAUGUUCGAUUGACUAUAUUACUGCCUUGAGCUGAUGUGUCUUUUUUUUAAAAAAUUCUUUAUUUUUGAGUCAACACUGAAUGCGGCAUAGCAAAAUACAGCGGCUCACGCAGGGGCCGAUUACAAGGCAGUUUUGCUUAGCAUAAAACAAUGGAUAGAUGUUUUUUAGGUUAGGAGACAUUGGUAUUUUGCCGCUCUGUGUCGGUUUCAAUCAUGGCGGGCAGUUCUUGCCCGUUCAUAAAAUACAAAGAACACAACAGUGCAACACAAUAAAGUAACAUACAAUAACCUCUGAGAGUGUAAUACAUAUUUCGCAGCACUUUCCAACCGACUCACAUUGGAUACAUAGAGUCUAUUUUUGCUGUUCUGCGUAGAGCAGUUCUGACUUUUGUGCUGUCGGCUAUGUGCUCUGAGCAAUGCCGUGAAUCAGUCGGUGUCGUGUCGUGGUGGGUUUGCUAUCAUUUAGGUUUGUGUCCGUCAGUUACUCCCAAUGUCGCCCCGUCCUACGAGCCAUCCCAGUUCAGGUUCUGGUUUGGUCGCGGGUAACGGUGCCCUAUCAUAUUCUCUUGUGCCCAUGGGGAGCUUCGUAGAGAGGCCCUAGUGAUGGGUCGUGUAUUGUUGGUGGUCACUGUGCUUUACUUAUAAACCGUUAUACCAGUUUGUAGGUGAAGUGUCGCUUGUUGGUUUGGUAUCUGUGUGGGUUCUUCCUGAUGUCUGAUUUGUAGUAUUUUAGGGCUUUAUAUGUAGCGUUUACUAUCUUCCUCCGGUCUCCCUGUCUAUAGGUGGAGGGAGAUGGGGGGAGCAAAGGGGGGGGGAGGAAGGGGGGCAGGCUGUGGGGCGGGGGAGGGGGAGGGAAGGGGAACGCUGUUCAUUGGGGCGUGCGGCGGAUCCAGGCCCUUUCAGGGGCCUCUGUCUUUGUCCUGCUUAUGUGGAUUUAAUCGUCGAGAUAGUCUUCCCAUGGUUGCCAUAUUUUAUGGAAUGUUUUCUCCGUAUUCCUAAUUUGGGCUGUGAGUUUGUCCAUCAAAUAUGUGUCUUUCACUUUUGAGUUGAUGUGUCUUUUAUCUGGUAAUACUAUUAAAUGUUACUUUUAAUACAUUCAAUACAGUUUUAUUCAUUUAUCUAUUCCCCUGUAGGAGUGCUCACAUUAUAUUAGUUAUGACUGGGGUUGCAUAAACAAAGGUGAUUUAACUCCUAAAUGGCAGAGAAUUGAUCAGUGAGACUGCGGGGGCAUGUUCUAUACACCAAAACAACUAAAUUAAGUCAAAGUUUUGUUGGUUCUUAUAUUGUCCUUUUAACCAUGCAAUUUCACAUUUUAGGCCAAACCAGCCCAUUCUCUGGUUUAUUUCAGACUAUUCCUAACAUAGGACUCAUCUGCAUGGUUAGCACUUCCAUCAAAGAAAAUGUUAUGUUUAACAACUGGUAAUUUUAUGUCAAGACACGGAGGCUCAUAUUGCUUAACCCUUUCUUUACUGUCCACCAAUAGCAGCAAAGAAUACAAACAGUAAGAAAAACUGGGAACCAUAGUGAUAGGCCAUUCCUAUACCAAGUCCCAGUAUAACAGUCAGCACCUCCCCACAUAUUUCCUCUUUCUUUGCUGCUCCAAAGAUAAGUACAUUUUCUCUUCCAUUUAUAUGUUUCUUAAUUAUCAUUAAUUUCUUAUUAUUAAUGCUAUUUAUUAUGUUAUUGUUAUUAUUUGUUGUAGACUCAUUAUUGCUUUAUUUUCUACAUAUUAUUACAAAUUUGUACUUUUAUUUAUUCUUCUAUUGUGUAUUAUGCAUUUGUUUGCUACCUUUGAGCCCAGGGUUCCAGACCUUCUUUAGGGUAUUACUAGUUGUAUCACUCUCCCUUGAGCUUCCUUUUGUUGCUCUUAUCUUUUUUCUGUUCGCCUUAUCUCCUUCUUGCUGUCUGUGGCUCCAUUGCUCCUUCUCCCUGUCUUUUUGGCGCCCUUUUGCGCCUGUUUCUCCUAUCCGUUCGGCUGUUUUUCGUGAAUGAUUCAAGCCCGUGCUAAAUUCAUCACAAAACCAUGCUGUUCGUUAGUUUUACUGGCAUAUAGCAUCAUUCGUCUGUUUGCCACGUUCGACUAAUUUUAUUCGAAUGGUUUGCUCGUUCGUCUGUUUUUCCUAUUCAUUCUAUUCAUCUAUUUGUUCACAUGAAUUCGUCUCUUUUUUGGCGAACGUUCGGCUCUUUAAUUUGACGAAUUCACAUGAUUUUUUGCCACGAAUCUCACUAGAUUGCUGGCGGACAUUUUGUGACAUCCUGUCCUUCUGACUCUUUGCUCUGCCUUAUGUUUUUCUUCCUAUCUGCCGGUCUGGACCCUGGUGAGCUCCCUAUCUCUAUCCUCUUAAAGGUAUAGCUAGUCUGGGGUGAUUAACUCCUGCUAGUCUGUUUUGUCAUUUAAUUUUUAAUUUUCACUCCUUACAGUACUUUAUAUAUAUUUGUAGUUAAAGUGGAAAUGUCACAGCAUUACUAUGCCUAAAUCCAAAGUGCCUGCCAGUCCCUUUUUUCCCCUGGGGAGAUGGACAUACCCCAAAUUUUGGGUAACCCCUCUUCCAGCUCUAUUCCCUUUCUUCUGCAGUAGACCCUAUGGCUGUGCCUGAUGAAGCCCAGUCCCUGGUGCUACAGCGUUCAGUUUCGGUGGCCAUUAUGGCCGCUAUGGGCUCCAUGUCCUCUGCCCUCUCCCAGACCAUAUCACAGGCCUUACUUGUGCACCCUUUAGCCGCAGAAGGUUCGGCCACUCCGACGCACUUUGCGCGUCCCGCUCCAGGCCUUACAGGGGACACACCUAAAAAGGCUACUGCCAAAUCCAGGCACUUAAGUCCCCCUGCCUCCAGAACCAAUAUGAUGGGUGCACCCAUGACCACCCAUGAUCGCGUGCCCAUGUCACGCAAAAGAGCCUUCUCGCACCAGGCAGAACGGGCGCGGCAGUGGAAAUGUGCUAGAGCACAAAAAGAGAGCGACUCUGACUCAGAAAUCGGGUCUGGUGAGGAGGCUGAUGCCGAGUCUGUGUGUGACUCUGACGAUGAGGUAUGCGGGCAGGACACUGACACCUUUUGUUCCUGCUCAAUCAGGAAUGGUAGUGAGUAGCUCUUGGAGCGACUCCCCAGCUACUGCGGGCUCCACCCUCAUGGAUCCGUCUGGGGAACCCAUGUUUGACCCGGAUGCUCUUCAUCAUCCAAGGUCGGCAGAAUGGCUCCCAGCGGACCAGGUGGCACGAUACCUGGAAAAUUGGGUACGGCGCAGCCUCAGCAAGGCUGUGCGUAAUAAACUCAGGGCAGAAUGUCCUAGACCUUUGGUGCUAAGCAAAGUCUGUGAGACCCCUAUUGUCGUUCCUGAGAUUACCCAAUUCCUCUCAAAGUUGGGAUGGUAUCCCGCAAGGGCUUAGAUUCGGCACUUACAUCAUGCCAGGAUAUACACCUGGACGUAUUUGGUCCAUGGCCAAACUAUUUGACCUGGCUGUAAUCGCCAUAACCGACAACAGGCAGGUUGAACUCUGCUGGGUGCAGAUGGCAAUCUGCAUAGCGGGCUGUGUAAACACCUCCCUCUCCAUAGAACGGCGUAAAGCUAUUCUUUUCAAAUUGAGCCCAAACUCACCGACCUCGCCCUCACUGAGGCGGGCAAGGAUGCCCAAGGCCUGUUAUUUGGGGACUCCUUUAUAAAGGACCUGGGUUGCUUUGUGGGUGCUUUUACAGCCCUGGAUGAAGCCCAAUCCUCUAUGAAGAGGGUAUUUCAGGUACAGGUCUCUACUAGGGCCGGCAGAUUUAAGGGUCGUCUGCCCAGCCAUUCCAGUUACCACGCCCGUGGAUCGGGACAAGGCUCCUACACCCAGAGACCACCAUACCAGUAGACGAGACACCAGGCCCCCCUUCUUCCCCUCUUGUGGAAGACAAUGGAGCUCCAGAGGCUUUAGAGGAAACUCCGGUUCCAGAUGCCCUUACGGGAAGCUUACAUCUACCCCAUGUUUUUUUCAAUAAUGGUGUAGGGGGCAGGCUCCGUCAUUUUCUCCGAAGCCUGGUCAACUGUCACCCCCGAUGUCUGGGUCCUGACCACCAUUCAGGGGUUUCACAUCGAGUUGGUCAACACUCUGGGUCACAUUCCCCAUCCUCCCCCUAUUUUGCUCUCCAUGACCAACCGCGUCUUCAUAGACGUGGAACUAUCGGCACUCCACGCGAAAGAGACACUUGAACAAGCACCCAUAUCCCCAGGGUCCUCAGCUACAUUUUCCUAGUAGAAUGAGGAGCAGGCAGAUGCGCCCAGUUAUCAACCUAAACACUUUGGUGCGCUACCGCCACUUCAAGAAGGUGGGCAUUCAUCUCCUGCGGGACUUGCUCCUUCGGGGAGACCGGAUGGUGAAGUCAGACCUCAAGGACGCAUACUUAACAAUCCCAGUGACCGAGGCGUCCAGGGACUUAUUUCCCUUUGGAAAGGCGACACCUGGCGCUUUACAUGCUUCCCCUUUUGGACUCUCGUCAGCUCCUUGGUGCUUCACAAAUUGAUGUGCCUUGCAAUGGCUUGAGGGUGCAGUCCAGGAGUUCGGUUGAUAGUCUACCUGACGACAGCCUCAUCAUGACAUAGGACCGUUCGGACCUCCUGAAGCACCUGCAAUGGAUGAUGGAUCUCCUCUCUUGCCUGGGUUUUUCCUCCUCAGCUGGGAUAAACCCUGCCCGAGUUCCUCAGGUUCACCAUAGACUCUGAGGUGGAAUCACUCAGCCCCCCUCCGUCCAAGGUAUGGUUCCGCAAGUAAUUACGCUGCGCUCUAACGUGCCCUCAGCUAUUGCUGCAUCAUCUGGCAUGGAUCAUUGGCCUAUUGGCUUCAUCAAUCCAGGUGGUGUUCCCAGCCCCUCUCCACUACCGUGCCCUACAAUGUCUGAAGAUUGCACACCCUCGCUGUGGGCAGGGACGUAUUAGCCGUGAGGCAAACAAGGCCUUGGGCGACAUUUUUCAGGGGGCGGCAAAAAACGCCGCCCCCCAAAUGCCCAGGGCAAAUGCCUAGUUAGCCUCACGGCUAACUGACAUGCUGGGCGCUGGGCGGCACUGGCUGCCGGUCGGGCGGGCAGCUGGUGAGGGAGCUCUUCCUCUGAGCGGUCUGCUCAGCUGCCUCGCGCGCCGCAGAGUGAGGCUGGGAGCCGGAAUAUGACGUCAUCAACCCGGCUCCCAGCCGGCUCGUGAGGGAGCUGAGCAGACCACUCAGAGGAAGUGCUCCCUCGCCAGCCGCCCGCUCGCCCGGCAGCCACUGGACCACCAGGGAGAAAGAGGAACCCCCCCCAGCAUUCCCAAAGGUAAGGAGGCUGGGAAGGGGGUUAAAUAAAAAAAAAAAAGUGUUAAUGUGAGUGAUUGUGUGUGACUGUGUGUGUGUGUGUGACUGUGUGUGUGUGUGUGUGUUUGUGUCUGACUCUGUGUGUGUGUGUCUGACUGUGUGUGUGUGUGUGUUUGUGUCUGACUGUGGGUGUGUUUGUGUGUGUGUAUCUGACUGUGUGUGUGUGUGUGUCUGACUGUGUGUGUGUGCGUUUGUGUCUGACUGUGUGUGUGUUUGUGUCUGGCUGUGUGUGUGUCUGACUGUGUGUCUGACUGUGUGUGUGUGUGUCUGACUGUGUGUGUUUGUGUCUGACUGUGUGUGUUUGUGUCUGACUGUGUGUGUGUGUGUCUGCCUGUUGGUGUGUGUGUGUGUAUUUAGAAGGUGGGGAAGGGUUGGGUGGGGUGGGAGGGGGGUGCCUGAGAUUUGUCCUGCCUAGGGCAGAACAAAACCAGGAUACACCUCUGGCUGUGGGACAUCCUAUGCGGACAUGGUCUCUCUGGACUCGGAAACUCAGGAUGAAUUGACCUGGGAGAUCCACAACCCCUCGACCUGGAACGGCAAGGCCAUCUUCGGUUACAAUCACAUAUCUGAUGUUUAUCAAUAUGUUAAUGACUGCCAAUGAUCCGUUAAUUAUGUCAUUAUUGCAAUCCCACUUUUCUGAUACACUUCUGCAACACUUUUACCAAAUACUUUACAUUAAAGCAUUUAUACUUUUGGAAAUCACAAUCCUUAAGAAGAGGCGUUUCAACACAGGACUACCAAAGACAUUUUAAUUUCAACUCCUAAAAAUAACCAUAUAACCUGUUCUAACAAAUAACCAAUACCUCAUAUUAUUUGUAAGUGUUUGCAGAAAAAACUUUACCAAUACCUCCACCCUUGGAUACUUGUAACCUUCAACUUCUAAUGUAACUGAAAAUCCCUCGAAGGUACAAAUAUUUUUCAUUGUUGACUUCACAAUAUCAGCUGAAGAAAGAAGAUGGUGGUGUCCAUGAUUGAGAAUUUAAGUAUAUCUACUUUUAGGCUUACGAUACGUCCACCACAGACAAAGGUUGAAUGUUAGCUUCGGGGUGUCUUUGCAAAAUACCCACAAAAAACCCUAGACGUGACAGAGCCACUAAAAAGGAUAACAUGCUAAAUAUUGUCCGCGUCACGGAAUGUUCCAUAAACACGCUAUGCUUGCAUGACAUUCACUCUUUAUUCAUCAUUAGUAUCAUAUGAUAUUUUAUAAUGAAAAUAACUCAUAGGGUAUAAAUAGAGUAAAAAUUAAAAACGUAUGUUUAUUGAAUUCUAGUUAAAAAUCUCUAAGGACAAAAAUUAAUGAAAUAGGUGAAACACACAGUGUUGGUGAAUUUAAAAAGGAAAGGUUCGAUGCAGUCUAGACAGUCUCUUGUAUAUGUAUAUGUAACUAACUGUAAGUGGUUACUAGUGAUGUCCCGAACGGUUCGCCGCAGACGGCGAACAUAUGCGCUGUUCGGUCCACCCCUAUUCGUCAUCAUUGAGUAAACUUUGACACUGUACCUCACAGUUGUCACGAUUCGGGGAACCAAACACGCCAACACACACACAAAGUGCAGUACCGGACCUUAGAGUGGCCGGGCUAAGCACACAAAGAAUAGUCAGGAAACAAGCCGAGUAAAGGGGAACCAGAAGACAGAAUAACGAUAGACAAACCGAGGUCAAAGGGUAGGAGAAAGUCACAAAGUCGGAUAAACAAGCCAGAGAGUACGUAACCAGAAACACAAGUUCAGUAGUAAUACUAGCAAGUAAAGACCACAACAGGGCGGAGAGGAACAGGAAAGGUAAGUAUUUAAAUCCAUAGGUUAAUUCUGAUUGGAUAAUUUCCAAUCAGAAUUAACAAUCACACGUGGGAGAUAUCUAAACCUCCCACUGUGAUUGAGGCACUGUGCCUUUAAUGCCGGGUCAGGUGACUGACCCCGGCGUUUGUUAAAAUGGGCGGUCUCCCAGCGUGCAGCGUCAUGCAUGCUGCCGCUGGGGGACACAGAGGAAGACACGGGCGGCAUCCGUGGCUGGGAGGAUGCCGCCCGCCGAGCGCACGCCAGGAAGGGGACCGCGGACGGCUGGAGUGUGAGUGCCACGAGCGGACUGCAACCUCCCCUCGCAGCCGCCCACGGGACCCUGACAACAGUCAGCAGACACAUUCCAGCCAAUCAGCAGCAGACCCUCCCUCCCAGACCCUCCCACCUCCUGGACAGCUCACUAAGAAUGCAGCUUCACAAUGAAUGUAAAAUGGAUGCUGUCCAGGAGGUAGGGGGGUCUGGGAGGGAGGGUCUGCUGCUGAUUGGCUGGAAUGUGUCUGCUGACUUAGGCAACCUUUCUCGUGUUUGUACUAUUUAGGGUUUAGGACCCUUUAUACCCACAUAGUCCAUUUAUAUGUUGACUUCGGAUUCAAGCUUUGCUUGACCCCUAAGGCUUCAUCUUUUCUUUAUCUAUAAUGAAAAUAAACUGUUCAGUUGUUCAUUCACUGUUUGGAUAAGGUCCCAUAUACACAUUGAUUAAUUAUUAUUUCACAUGAGCGUAUGUGAUCAAUCUUUUAUCAUAAUAUUUUAAGCUGCUCUUAAAGAAAAUGGCUGACACUUUAAAGAAAGCAGAUUUGCCUGCAGGCUGACUGAUUGCCACCAUAAAGAUUUGUUAUGUAAUUUAUCUAUUCAGGAAUGACAACAACACUUCAGGCAAUUAGUAUGACUCUAUGUACACAAACAUAAGAUCUGUUACACUGGGUGAUUCAUGGCUAUUACAGGCUCGUGUUAAAAUAGGGCAAUUAUAGAAAUGGCCUUGUGGCUAUAGAGGACUUGGUGAAGACACAGACACCAAUACUAUAUAGCAUUUUAAGCGCUUUUCUUUAAGGACGGCUAUUUAUAGAGCCUUUCAUCUUUUAUUUUACAUUGAUGCUUGGGGGGGCGGGGGGAUAUGCAGAAAAAUUCUGAGACUUCUUUUAGUCACUUCAUCGUGACCUAAUAGCAAUUUCUAUAAGUGGUCAAGCAAUUUAAACACUAAUACAACGGCUUCUUCUCAUCCUCCGCAAUAUUGGUCUACGAGAUACUGCUCUCUCCUGGUGCUCCUCCUACCUCUCCCAGCGCUCUUUCAGUGUUUCUUUCUCUGGCUCUGCUUCUUCUCCCCAACUCCUCUCUGUUGGUGUCCCCCAAGGUCCAGUCCUUGGUCCCCUACUGUUCUCCAUCUAUACUGCCUCCCUUAGUAAACUCAUUAGCUCCUUUGGCUUCCAAUAUCAUUUCUAUGCAGGUGACACGCAAAUCUACCUGUCCUCUCUUGAUCUCUCCCCGUCCCUCUUGACUAGUGUCUCUGACUGCCUCUCUGCUGUUUCUGACUGGAUGGCUGCCCACUUCCUUAAACUAAACUUGACCAAAACUGAAAUUCUGGUCUAUCCUCCCUCAACUGUUGUUACUCCUGUGUCUGUCUCCCUCCAAGUCAACGGUGCUACCAUCAGCUCCACCACGCAGGCUCGCUGCCUAGGUGUUCUCUUUGACUCCGACCUCUUCUUCAAGCCUCAUGUUCAAUCUAUUGCCAAAUCCUGUCAUUUCCAUCUCAAAAACAUUGCGCACAUCCGCCCCUACUUAACGCCUGAUGCGACUAAGGUGUUGGUUCACUCCACUGUCCUUUCUCGCCUUGACUACUGUAAUCCGCUUCUCAGUGGUCUUACGUGCUCCCAACUAGCGCCGUUACAGUCCAUAAUGAAUGCGGCGGCGAGGGUCAUCUUCCUGUCCGCCCACACCUCCCAUGCCUCACCUUUCUGUCAGUCCCUACACUGGCUUCCUAUAAAAUAUAGAGCUCAAUUUAAAAUUCUGGUUCUUGCUUUCAAAUCUCUACAUAAUGCUGCUCCCACCUAUCUAUCCUCCCUUAUACACAAGAAUGUCCCGUCUAGGCCCUUACGAUCUGCCGAAGACUUAUGUCUAUCGUCUGUCCGUACUCCCACCUCGGAUGCUCGCCUUCAAGAUUUCUCGAGGGCUGCACCGUUCCUAUGGAACUCGCUUCCCUCCUCCGUUAGAUGCUCACCCAGUCUCCACUCCUUCAAAAAAUCGUUAAAAACCCACUUCUUCAUAAAAGAGUAUCAAUUAAACUGUUAAUAGCUCCUGACUGAUUCCUCUUCUGCAACUGUCAUUAGUCUAAUACUAUCCUUACCUUUUUGUGUCAUUUUACCCCACUCCCUCUAGCAUGUAAGCUCAUUGAGCAGGGCCCUCAACCCCUCUGUUCCUGUGUGUCCAACUUGGCUGGUUACAACUACAUGUCUGUUCGUCCACCCAUUGUAAAGCACUGCGGAAUUUGACGGCGCUCUAUAAAUAUCAUAAUAAUAAUAAUUUAUACAAAGCACAGUCAUAUAUAAAGACAAAGGCAGUGUGUUUAAUGCACGUUGUUAUCCAUUUUAUUGUUGUAGGUCUCCGACAUACAUAAAUGUAAAGUCAUCCAUUCAGGGUCAGAUUUGCUUUUAAGAGGUUAAUCUAACCAAAAACAGUGUUUUAAUAAAACAAAAAACAAAAAGAGUAACCCUUGCCAUGCCUCAACCCCCCAUCCCAACUAAAAUAAAGAAAUAAAGCCAAUGUAAUCACACGCUUUCUCUGUGUUUGCUGGUGACAUCACAGGCAGCGUCCCCUACAUUUGUUUUCAAUCAUACAAGUCCAUACAAGUAGUCUCCAAACACCUCUGUUUUUAGGCUGCUUGUGGUGUUCAGUGUGUGGGAUGCUGCUUGUGAUGUUGUGUUCCUGUAUGUCAAUGUGUUGUGGUAGAAUUGUUAAUAGGGGCUGAGGUAGGUGCUAGGGAGAUGGGGCUGAGGUUGGUGCUGGGGGGAAUGGUGCUGAGGUGGGUGGAGGGGGAAAUGGUGCUGUGGUUGGUGCUGGGGGAGAUGGAGACUGAGGUGAGUGAAGGGGUAGAUGGGUACUGAGGUGGGUGGAGGGGGGCAUGGGGCUGAGGUUGGUGCUGGGUGAGAUGGGGGCUGAGGUGGGUGGAAGGGAGCAUGGGGCUGAGGUUGGUGCUGGGGAGAUGGGGCUGAGGUGGGUGAGGGGCAUAGGCUGAGUUGGAAGCUGGGGGAGAUGGGGGCUGAGGUGGGUGGAGGGGGGCAUGGGGUUGAGGUUGGUGCUGGGGGAGAUGGGUGCUGGAGGUGGGGGAAGGAGGCAUGGUGUUGAGGUUGGUGCUGGGGAAAUGGGGCUGAGGUGGGGAGGAGGCAUGGGGUUGAGGUUGGUGCUGGGGAGAUGGGGCUGAGGUGGGGGGAGGAGGCAUGGGGUUGAGGUUGGUGCCAGGGAGAUGGGGCUGAGGUGGGGGAGGAGGAAAAAUGGGGUUGAGGUUGGUGCUGGGGGGAGAUGGGGCUGAGGCGAGUGGAGGGGGUAUGGGGCUGAGGUUGGUGCUGGGAGAUGGGUGCUGAGGUGGGGGGGGAGGAGGCAUGGGGCUGGAGGUUGGUGCUGGGGAGAUGGGUGCUGAGGUGGGGAGGAGGCAUGGGUUGAGGGGUUGGUGCUGGGGAGAUGGGGGCCAGGUGGGGGGGGGGGGGGCAUGGGGCUGAGGUUGGUUCUGAGGGAGAUUGAGGUGAGUGAAGGGGAAGAUGGGUACUGAGGUGGGUGGAGGGGGCAUGGGGCUGAGGUUGUUUCUAUGGUGCUGGAGGAGAUGGUGGCUAAGGUGGGUGCUGUGGGCGAUGGGGGCUGAGGUGGAUGGAGGGGGGCAUGGGGCUGAGGUUGUUUCUAUGGUGCUGGAUGAGAUGGGGGCUGAGGUGGGAGAUGGGGACUGAGGUGGGUGGAGGGGGGCAUGGGGCUGAGGUGGAGGAGGGUAUUGGGAAUUUACAUACCUUCGGUUUAUAAAGGAGCCAGGCUGCUCCUCAGCUUCAGUCACUGUCUUAGCAGAUUCGAGAGGAGAGGAGGGGGCCAGAAGUGAUGUAACUUACCCUCCCCUGGGCCCCGCUUCCUCCCCUCACACGGAGCUCCACACAAGGAGAGAAUGGAGAUGACCUGGCAAGAGCAGGCUUGCUGCCGGCCAGGUCUCACUCUGCAGGUGAGGUAGGUGCUGGGGAACAACCUAUCCUGUGUAAUUGUGCCUCUUUGGAGACCUCCCCAGCCAGAGAGAGUUUAUGGCUGUUCAGCCAGCCGGGCCCCUGACUGCCUCGGUCCAUGACCAAUCUGCCCAAGUGGUCAGUCUGCCCCUGCUAAUAGGAAUGACAGAAUGGAAUGCCCAUAGACUUUAAAGGAACACUAUAGUCACCUAAAUUACUUUAAAAAUACAAGUACAGAGUUUAAGCGUGUAACCCAAAUAGAUACCAAAUCACUAAAAAAACACCCGUGUGGUAACCUCUCUAUCCACACAGCAAAUAACAUAAAAUCAUAUACAUAAAAUGGGUGGAAUUAUACGGUUCAGGGUAAAGGAUGGUAAUAUGAAGGCAAACGGAGUAACUGUGAAGAUAAAAUGGUAUACAAGCACCUAGUGCAAUAUCAUACAGUAUAAUAUUUUAUAAGCAUAAGAUGUAUGAUUCGGUACUCACAAGGAGGGAGCCAAUAGGUAAUGGCUCAAUCAAAGUGCCUGUGGGAUGGUUUGGAGGGAUCCCACUCCCUUUCAAGAUGCAGGUGAUCUUUCACUGGUUCCAAAAGAAGUGUCCACACCAAUGGAAUAUUGGGGACUAAAUUCCUUUUAAUGGUAAACAGUAAAGUACAAAUGUAUACAAAUAUAAAAUAAGAAAAAAUAGAGACUUGAUACUAAACUAUGGUAAGGUAAGUAAGUCCUCUGUACAGUAAAAAAGAGUUGCAAAACGCGUUUCGCCCAAAUCGUGGGCUUCCUCAGUUGCUAAUGAUGUCCGUCUGAUAGUGUGUAUUUAUAUCCAUCAAAGAAGAUGGUUUCUUCUGUGUUCGCGCGGUUUUUCUGUUUCCGGUCGCAUGUUGAUGACGUAUUUCCGGUCCGCGGAUUGUUGGUUAGAUCGCUGUUGGAACACAUAAACAAUAUGAAUAUCGGGUUAUAUACCCAGUAUUUAAUGGAGAAAAAAGAAAGAAAUAGCUAAAUUAUACAAAUAGAAAAUCUCAUAGACAUAUUGUAUAAAUAAAAAUCAUUUCAAAGAAUUAUAUAAUUGAGUUCACACACAUAUAUAAAGCGAAUCCAUGAUAUAUAACUUGUAAGUAAUGUAGAAAAAAAAAAGAGUAAAUGUAAAAUAUUAUAUAUAUAUAUAUUAUAUAUUUUACAUUUACUCUCUUUUUCUUUUCUUUUUUUUUCUCCUACAUUACUUACAAGUUAUAUAUCAUGGAUUCGCUUUAUAUAUGUGUGUGAACUCAAUUAUAUAAUUCUUUGAAAUGAUUUUUAUUUAUACAAUAUGUCUAUGAGAUUUUCUAUUUGUAUAAUUUAGCUAUUUCUUUCUUUUUUCUCCAUUAAAUACUGGGUAUAUAACCCGAUAUUCAUAUUGUUUAUGUGUUCCAACAGCGAUCUAACCAACAAUCCGCGGACCGGAAAUACGUCAUCAACAUGCGACCGGAAACAGAAAAACCGCGCGAACACAGAAGAAACCAUCUUCUUUGAUGGAUAUAAAUACACACUAUCAGACGGACAUCAUUAGCAACUGAGGAAGCCCACGAUUUGGGCGAAACGCGUUUUGCAACUCUUUUUUACUCUACAGAGGACUUACUUACUUUACCAUAGUUUAGUAUCAAGUCUCUAUUUUUUCUUAUUUUAUAUUUGUAUACAUUUGUACUUUACUGUUUACCAUUAAAAGGAAUUUAGUCCCCAGUAUUCCAUUGGUGUGGACACUUCUUUUGGAACCAGUGAAAGAUCACCUGCAUCUUGAAAGGGAGUGGGAUCCCUCCAAACCAUCCCACAGGCACUUUGAUUGAGCCAUUACCUAUUGGCUCCCUCCUUGUGAGUACCGAAUCAUACAUCUUAUGCUUAUAAAAUAUUAUACUGUAUGAUAUUGCACUAGGUGCUUGUAUACCAUUUUAUCUUCACAGUUACUCCGUUUGCCUUCAUAUUACCAUCCUUUACCCUGAACCGUAUCAUUCCACCCAUUGUAUGUAUAUGAUUUUAUCUAAUUUACUUUAGCUAAAUAAAGCAGUUUUAGUGUAUAGAUCAUUCCCCUGCAAUGUCACUGCUCAAUUCACUGUCAUUUAGAAGUUAAAUCACUUUGUUUCUGUUUAUGCAGCCCUACCCACACCUCCCCUGGCUAUGAUUGACAGAGCCAGCAUUGAAAAAAAAAACUGGUUUCAAUUUCAAACAGAUGUAAUUUACCUUAAAUAAUUGUAUCUCAAUCUCAAAAUUGAACUUUAAUCACACACAGGAGGCUCUUGCAGGGUCUAGCAAGCUAUUAACAUAGCAGGGGAUAAGAAAAUCUUAAUUAAACAGAACUUGCAAUAAAGAAAGCCUAAAUAGGGCUCUCUUUACAGGAAGUGUUUAUGGAAGGCUGUGCAAGUCACAUGCAGGGAGGUGUGACUAGGGUUCAUAAAUAAAGGAAUUUAACGCCUAAAUGGCAGAGGAUUGAGCAGUGAGGCUGCAGGGGCAUGUACUAUACACCAAAACUGCUUCAUUAAAGGGACACUAUAGUCACCUGAACAACUUUAGCGUAAUGAUCUGGGUGAACCACAUAUCCAAAAUUCACCCAGAUCCGUUCAGUAGUUUGGAAGAUACAGUUUAAUGCAGAUUCCGCAGAACAUAUAGAGGCAAUAUGAAAAAUAAUUACUGUUAAAUGUGUCCCCUGUUCUGUAGUUUAAAACUACUGAACGAUGUCUUUGUGCACCAAAUACCGGCGAGAUGGCACCGUGUAGAAAAGUCCAAACAGUGUCUGUGAGUUAAAAUGGCCACCAUCCAUUGUUCUCACCAUGUGCUUCAUCCAUUGUUCUCACUAUGUGCCUCUGAUAUAUGAAAUGGUGGCCACCCAGUAACUCCACAGUAUGUCCCCAGAUGGUUCUUAAAAGGCCAGCAGCAGCACAACACAAAUCCAUUAUGCCCAAAUCAGUUCCUUAAAGGGCAAUACAUCCCAGGGCCAUAGUCGCAGGGCAGGAGGCUGGCAAACAGCCCCCUCCAAAAACCAGUGGUGAGGUCACUUUCGCCACAAUGACAAGGAUACAUAACAGAAGGGAAUGCCCAUAAAGUAUAAUGGGAAGAAAAAUAUAUACUCUUUUGCAGGCAAUUCAGUGUUACGUAGGAAAUUAACCUUUACUCCAGGUGUUCCACAAGUACAACAGCAGAUUGUAAAAACUAUAUUAUAUAUUAAAUACCAGAAAAGAAUUACAAAGGGGAAGAGAAAAUGGUAGACAUUUAUAACAGACAGAACUGUGCUGCAUAUUAGCUCAGCAUUGUUCGAGUGUUCAUCUCUGCAAGUGAGACCUGAUACAUUCAUGUUGGCUAAUAGAAGAAAGGAUUUAAAGGUCCUCAGUGCAGGAUGGCAUACCUCCCAACAUUGGCAGGUAUGAAAUUGGAACUUGCCAGUGAUACUACUUCCACCUGUACUUAAAAGGAAACACAGAGCUGCCGAGACCAAAUACUGGUUAAAACAUAACAUUCAAUGAUAUGAUAAAAUAAGAUGAAAUCAUUUUUUUUAUUUUUUUAAAGAGUGAAAAUAUACACAAUAAUUGACUGAUACCACGUGGGAGAAACAUGUGGAAAAAAAUCAUAAACUCAAAAGAAAAUAUAUACCAAAACCAAAAUAAAUAAAACUAAAAUAUAAUAUAUGUAGAUUUCCUGCUGGUGUCUCAGAAUUCUAAACAGCUGACAAGGCUAUCCACUAAAGAACUGAUUUAAGAGCCUGUAACAAUAUCUGUGGAGCACCUACAAUGCUACAAAUGUCAUAUUGUUGAAAUGCCCUUGACAUACAAAAAUUCAGUCUGGGUAUGUCUCAGUGUGUGUACACAUGUAUGCUCUAUCUGUGUGUCUACAUUUGUACACCGCCCCCAGUUGUGUAUCUCUUAGUGCUAACCUCGCCCUGGCCACUGACAUCAUGUCUUAUUGAUGAAACUUUACUUAACAUGUAAAGAUAAUGCGGCUACACAAUAUCCAACCUACCCAGACCGCUGGUUAUAACGCAGCGCCACCUACAGGUCCUACAGGAAGCAACAAGUCUUGGGUAUAAUUACUGCUAGAAAUAACAAUGUCUGUUCAGAUGUGAUAUUAGAUGGGUGGAAAAAAAUUUAACGAAUAUGCAGAACAGAAAAUACAUUUCCUGUAAAUAUUAAAUCGUCAUACAAACCAUAUUAUGUAGAAAAUCUUAAUCUAGACAAGUGGUUACAAAAAAAUAUUGAACAAGUAGAUCAGUAAAUGGGGGAGGGUGGGGGGGUGGGAUAAAAUUAAAUCCUUUCCACAAAUAGUUCAAUGAUCUAACAAAGAGAUAUUUCCGUAUAUGAGAAUUAAAAAAUUUCUUAAUCAAAAUAUUCUUUGCAACAACACAGAGGGGGUCAAACCUAUCUGUUCAUUGUUUAUAAAUGAGCCAAUAGAUAAGGUGGUCUCAAAAACUAUGAGCGCUGUGUUAAAAAUGGAUGCUCCCACAACCAUUCCAGCGUGCAAAAAGUGGGAAAAGGAUCUAAAAAUUAAAAUUAAUAGAGAGGAGUGGUGCCGAGUUCUUUCUAAAACCUGUAAAAUUGUCCACUGCUUGAAUCUAACAGAAAUGAUCUUCAAAGUAAUGAAUAGAUGGUAUCUGGUCCCGACGAGACUGGCUAAAAUGUGUAACUCUGCCUCCCCACUAUGCUGGAGAUGCAAUACACAACUUGGGUCUUUUAUCCAUAUCUGGUGGGACUGUGAUACAAUUAAAAAUAAAUGGAAAAAGGUUUUUACAGAACUAGAAAUUUUGUUAACUAAACCGAUUCCUAAAGCUCCAGAGAACGCUAUUUUACAUCUGAAUAUUAAACAACUGCAAAAAGAAAGAGGUAUUUAUUUAUAUUCACUUUAUGAUUGCAGUGAAAAUUCUUAUUGCCCAAAAUUGGAAAUCCUCAAAUACUUUCACACUAACUAACCUGAAUCCACAGGUGCUGUAUCAGUUAAAUAUGGAAUCACUACUGUUUAUAUCUUAGAGACUAGCUCCUAAGAAACAUCUUGAGUGUGAAAAUUGGAUAAAAAAAGUUACAGAUUUUUUUUGUCUUAUCAGACCCGGUGGUAAGUAUUCUUUAAAAAACGAUUUGAGUUAUUGUUCAACGGUUAAUUUCCCUCAAUACCCCUGUAGGCAGUGUGUGUUUUUGUGUUUUUUCUUUUUUGAAUGUUCUAUAUUUGUCUGUCAUUUUUGUAAAUAAAGGAAAACAUCUUGUAAACAGAAACUCAAAAUAAAUUAUUUACCAAAAUAGUGGCUAAAACAUAACAUUCAAUUAUAUUAUGAUAAAAUAAGAUGAAAUAUUUUUAAUUUUUUUUUUUAACGCGUGAGAAUAUACACAAUAAUUUACUGAUACCACGUGGGAGAAACGUGUGAAAAAAAAAUAAUCAUAAACUCAAAAGAAAAUAUAUACCAAAACCAAAAUAAAUAGAACUAAAAUAUAAUAUAUGUACAUUUCCGGUUGGUGUCUCAGAAUUCUAAACAGCUGGCCAGGCUAUCCACUAAAGAACUGAUUUGAGAGCCUGUAACAAUAUCUGUGGAGCACCUACAAUGCUACAAAUGUCAUAUUGACAUACAAACACAUAGAGAAAUUCAGUCUGGGUAUGUCUCAGUGUGGGUACACAUCAUGUAUGCUCUAUCUGUGUGUGUCUACAUUUGUACAUCGCCCCCAGUUGUAUAUCUCUUAGUGCUAACCUCCCCCUGGCCAUAAACACACACUGACAUCAUCCUGUAAAGAUAAUGCGGCCACACAGUAUCCGACCUUCCCAGAGCGCUGGCUGUAACGCAGCGCCACCUACAGGUCACAGCGCGGAAUGACACCCCACGUGCGCCCAGUGCGUGUUUCCCCCACGUGCUCUGGUCCAGCUGGUCGCUGCCCGAUGUGCGUCAUCCCGCGCAGGGGUUUGUGGGAGUACCCUCGGCUUCCUCCUUCCUUUCACGCGGCCAUCACUAACGAGGCCAGCUGCGGUCUCCCCUGUCUUGAGUUCGGGAAGUUUUAGACCUUUACUGCCGAUGCCGGGAAAACUAAACACGGGCGCAAUGGACACCGUAACCACCAAGGAGAAGGUGAGGGCCAGUGCGGGGCUCGGGGGGCCAGCGUGGGGGGCCGGGUGGCCGGAUACGGACAGCCAGAUGUGGAGCACGUUAGUACGCAGUCCGCGGGUGCUGGGACAUAGAGCAACCCUGGCUCCCACAGGGCCCUCUGGACUACAUAUCCCGGCAUGCCUAGCCAGCCAUUCCAUAGGCUGAGCAUCAUGGGAAGUGCAGUCCAGAACUUUUAUAAAGUUAGUGUAAACUCACCUGCUGUAUAUGUGUACCUGGGUUACCUAUGGGUAGACUCUCCCCCAGCUUUUCAUGAUGCUGCUGGCUGCUCACUAAAAGGGAGUAUUCUAAAUUAAUUUAAAGUUAUAAUAUACUCUUUUGCAGGCAAUUCAGUGUUACGUAGGAAAUUAACCUUUUACUCCAGGUGUUCCACAAGUACAACAGCAUAAUGGUAGUCAGUAGUUAUUGUUGUGCUGACUUUGCUGCACAAUAUGAAAUACAUUUGUUUAUGCAUUGUCUUGUGAGAGCUUUCUAGAAACAAAACCCUAAAUGAUGCUCAAAUCACUUUAAUAUUUAGAUUAGUUUGUCGUGCGCAAGUGAUUUUGCUGAUUUUUGUUUUUAUUAAUAACAAAAGAAUAAAUCCCUUGCUUGCUUGUUCAUUGCGGGAAUGCAGGCAGGCAAACCACAAACUUUCCAACCUCCAGUUGUCACUCUGGACAUUUGGAUAACUGCACAUUUAAGCCACACUGCAUGCAGCCUAUCGAUAAGCCUGGUGCCACUAAAAGUGCCUCCAGCUGACACAGGAACGCUAGUUGUGAGCUGGGAUUUAACCCUGCUCAAGUCGCAAAACAGCCAAUGGGAAUUAAAAUGCCCAUUUAAAUGGGUGUGUGAAGCGCUUACUUUAAAUGCUGCAUACAACAUCUCUGCUGGUCUGGGGACACUAAAUAGACCCCAGCUGACAGAGAGGAGCCACAGGUAUUGAUACAUGAGAUUCCUUUAUGUGAGCAUUAAGUUUAUCUUGCUCACACUAGAACAUUAAGAUGUGCCAAUCUGUCCUUAUGGCUUUAAGCCAAUUAAAAGGACUUCUAACAUGGCAAAGUUGUUAAAGGAAAGUUUAGUUUUCUGGGGGUAGUCUGUUUUCAUGCGGUGACUGUAAAGGGUAACAUUUUUCCCUUGUGUGAUCUAUGCUUUUGUGCUCUUUGAUAUUUUUGGUUUCAAACAUCUCAUGGAAACACUUCUCCAAUAUUUUUUCCAGCUUCUUCUGACUUCUUCUGGUCAGUAAAUUAACCAGAUGAGAGGAAAUCAGCCUGUCUGCCUGUUUUUUGUUUUUUUAAAUGUAUACAUUCACUGUGGCCAUUGGGUUUAGAACUAAAUAUAUGUGCUACUCUGCUGUGGAUUUUAACAAAGUGUUAGUCUGGUUAUGAUAUCUAUAUACUGACAUGCUUAUUCUCAGUUUUAUAUAAAAUAAUUAUGCAAUUCUAGAAAGGUUAUUUCUGCAAAUCUCUUAUUACCUUUAACACAAUAGGUUUAUUAUCAGUGUCAUGACAAGUCACCAGUUGUCUGAGCAAGAAAUUAGUUAACAAACCCAAAUAAAUAAAACAGGUCCAUGUUGAACUGUACAAGUAUAUGUAUAAAUACAUCCUGCAAUUGUAAGAUAUAGUUAAUUUCCUUGAGCCAUAAUGUAUCCUUAAACUUUUUUUUCCCCUUUCCAGAAAGUUACUGAAACUCCUACACUCAAGAAACAAAAGAGAAAACUUCAGAAUGGGGAUACAGAAGGACUUGAUUUGGAACUUGUAACUGAUUUAAAUGGACUGGAAAACGGCGAGAUUAAUAAUAAUAAUAAGGUGAAAUAGAUGCUUAAAGGUUUUUAAAAACAUAUUUUUAACAGAAGAUAGCAUGGAAGAUUUUUUUUUUUUUUUUUUUUGUGUGUGUGUGUGUUUGUCUGUGUUUAGGCCUCCCAACCUGUUUGCAGAAGUAUAUUAACAGUGUUUCUGUUGUUGGCGUGAAAAACUAUAAAAAGAAAAAAUGCCACCAUACUGCUGAUUAACUACAUGUAAUAUUAUAUUGAUUGGCUUUUAUAUAGCACCAACGUAUUCUAUAGAGCUUUGCGGUUUAAAUGUGGAUAUAUAACAGAGAGAAAUUUUUUCACUUAUUUAGAGUGUUAAUGGGAAACGAGUUGUUGUGUGUUUUUUAUUUAUUUAUUUUUGGACCCUGCUCAAACAUGGGUUCAGUCUAAAGGUAGUUAAAGGGACACUCCAGGCACCCAGAGCUCUUCUGCCCAUUGGAGUGGUCUGGGUGCCAACUCCCAUCACCAUUAACCCUGCAAGUGUAAUUUUUGCAGUUUUUAUAAACCGCAAUAAUUACUUUGCAGGGUUAAGUCCUCCUCUAGGGACUUCCGGCUUCUUAGAACACAAAAAGUGUUUUAAAUGAUGCUGGACGUCCUAACGCUAUGCACGAGGACCUCCAGCGUCGCCUGUUUCCCCGUAAGAAAGCAUUGAACAAUGCUUUACUAUGGGGAGGUUUAAUGCAUUAUGUCUCUCGGCAGGGGAGGAUGGUGGACGGAACCCAGUAAGUGAAGGUUUUAAUCCCUUCAGCAACAUGGGAUGGGGGUUGGGAGGGAGGGAAGGAAGCACUGCAGGAUCCUGCAGUGCCAGGAAAACGGGUUUGUUUUCCUGGCACUGGAGAGUCCCUUAAACUUUAAAAGGAUACUCGAUGUAGAGUACACAAAGUUCAGGCAAUCCAAGUAUAGGUAGCUUAUACAUCCAAAUGUACAUAUUGAUCAGACCCGAUAUGGAACGCCAAAUGGACACCAUAUCACCUUCCAAGAUAUACAAAAGCUCUAUUUCUUUAUUUUAAAAAUACAUAAGUUUGAGAUUGGGGGGGGGGGGACCCCACCACACCGAGAGAGUUGUCCUAUGUGUUCCGUGGUCUCAGAUGAAAGGUGAAACGCGUAAGACAUUGGUUCCCAGUGUGGUGAAACCCUCUAAUAUUGAUACAAAAAAUACUUUACUCACUUCACUCUGAGUCAAAAACAAAACAUGGGUGUGUUAGUCAAUUGGGCCUGGCCAGUAGAUUACUUUUUUAUUUUCUUAUUCAACAGACACCGAAACAGAAGAAAAAGAAGAAGCUUGCAGAAAAAGAGAGUCCUUCUGAAACCGCUGAUCAAUGUAAUGGAGAGCAGAAUGAUAACGAUGCUUCUACUCCAAAGAAAGUUAAGAAGAAAAAGCCAAAAAAGGGCAAAGCUGUAGAUAUAACAGAGCAAGAAACAUCCUCCCCUGAACCUCAGGUUAAUGGAGGGCAGGUAAAUAUUAUAUUCUUUCAUUAUCUACAGAGACAGAAGGUGUAAUCUUAUAUUUUUGCUAGUGUAUCUCAUAAAGAGGUCAAGCAAAAAAAAAAAUCUGUAGUGUCAUAUAUGUCUAGAUUUUUGUGUUUUCAUUCUGGACUUUCAUUUAUGGCUAAAUGUUAAAAGCUUUUUCCGACACACUGUUUUCAUUUUAGAGUGGCAAAAAAUCUAAACCCAAAAAAAAGAAAUUGGCGAAUGCAGAAAACAAUAACGCAGAUAAGUCUGCUGACUGCGACGAACCAUCAGCCAAGAAGAUGAAAGUAGACCCAUCUGCAUCAAAUGCAACUUCAGGAAAUGAUGGAAAUGAAGAACCUAAAUCAGAUGAUGAGGUAUGGGAAGCUAACUCUAGAGCACUCUGAUGUAUAGUAAAUGGCAGUACACUCAUAGAAUAGUUAGAUCUGACUUCUGUUUGAAUAACUGUUAUGAAAUGUGAAGAGACAACUUGUGCUCAAUAAAUGACGCUGUAAAACGUCAUUAAUAUUCAAAGAAAUAACCGGGUUGUUGCCAAACUUUAGCCUUUGAGUAACAUCUAUUCUAUCUAAGAAGGCUUAUCUUCUGUACAAAUAUAAUAAAACCUUCUUAGAAAAUGUCCUGAACAAGAAAAUGUGUAUUUUUUUUUUAGAGGUGCAAGUGAAACUAUUAGAUUUCAAAGAGAGUUAAUGCAUCUCAACAAUUUAGAGUGAGCGUUAUUAACGUCUUAAGGACACUGCUACAAAAAUGUCUUACCAUUAAGGACACAAGCCUUUUGCUGUUUGUGUUCAAACGCAAUUUGCCUCUCUGUCAUUUAUUGCACCAACACAUUAUUAUAUAACUUUUUUUUUUUUUUUUUUUGAGGGCAUAAAUGGCUUUAAUUUGAUGUCACUUAUACAUAUAAAUUCUCAUUAAUUAUAAAACAAAAUAGAGGGGGGAAAAACAAACCAAAUUUUUUCAGUUUUGGUAAUAGCGUGUGUAUAAUGUCCAGCUUACGACAAGUAAUUCAAAAUAAAUUAAUUUAUGUAUCUUGAUUUAUAGACUACAUAAUGUGUAGGAUUUCAGCUUAUUUAAUAGUUAGUGUACAAAAUGCAAGGACUAAAAUAACAACAUUUCAAUGUGAAACAAUUUUAAAAGUUGGUAUGUUUGUCUUGUAGAUUUAGUAGCCAUCACAGAAAACAAAAUUCCUGCGCAAAAGUAUAAUUUAUAUAAAGUAGACAUCACAGGCUAUUUACCUAAUUUUUUUUUUUAUGUAGCCAUUUUAUCACCAAUCUCUGCCAAAUAUUGGAUUAAAAUUGUGUUGUUUUUUUUUCUCUAUUUUAGCAUAUACACAUAUAACAAGGUUUUUGUAAUGUGUAUUUUAUAAAGCUGGUGUGCUAUUCCUGCACAGAACCCCAUAUUGUGUUCAGUUACAUCUGUGGAGUAUAAUGAUACCUCUAUUGUAUACCUUUUGGCACUAUUCUGUGAAGCUACAAUGCCAUAUAAGAGACUAGGCUAUUUCAGUUUCUAUAGUUACAAUUUUCAUAGAUGGAUUUGACAGGCCUAUGUCUCAAUUUGGGAUAUUAUAGCAGUUUGACUGUUCCAAUAACCCCACAAAGGGCUUCCAUUUGAUAAAGCACACACUCAUGGGUAUCUUGUAUGGUAUAUAUUGUGCCAUAACUUGUCACCAUUUUCCCGCCAAUGUUUGUGGUGAAGGGCAAUAAAAUAUUAUCUUACACUUGAUAUGUGCCAAUGUCAUAAAAAAAACAAAUUAUGUUCAGUUACAUCCUCUGAGUAAAACAGAAUGCCCGAUGUAUGACCUAGACACUAUUUUGUUAAGUUACAGGGCUUUAAAAGAGGUGUGACAAGUUCAGGUUUUUAAGUGUGAGUUUAAAUGGAGGGUUUUGAUGCGUCCGUGACCCACUUUGGUGCACUUUAGCAGGCUACAUAUUCCAACUACACUAUAAAGGCAUACCGUUUCUUAAAGAAGACAUCCCAUGGUAUUUCAGAAGGCAUAUUUUGAACCUUAGUGUGGGAUCAUUUUUUCACUAGCUUGUACCAAGUGCAGUGAUAAUAAGCAUUUUUAUCUGCCUUUUUGACACUCAAGUGUAAGUUACCUUGCAUCCUGUGGGCACCGGACACAAAGUGUCAAAAUCACCAUUAUUUGCCUUUGCAAAUUAGGCAAAGACCACACAAAAUGACACAGCUGCUUUAAGCUUUUUUUUUUUUUUUUUUUAAUUUAUUUUCUAACGGUUUCUUAUAAAAAAUAAAAAAAAAUUUGUUUAAAGAUUAAACCCUUUUUGUGAAGUGCCAGGGCUGGCGUCUGUAUUAUAUUGGAUAUCAGUAUGUGGUAUGAGGCAUCCUUUAUUUCUCAUUUAAAUCUGUAGCACUAAUAGUGUGGUUUAUGGUUAUGUUUUUGUUUUUUAAUCCCUUGUCCAGGAAACUAAAAUGGAGAAGGCAGCUGGAGCUUUUGAAAAUUUUCCCAUUUCCAAAGAAACCAUAACCAAUCUCAGAGGUAAGAUUUUGUUUGUGUGUGUAUAGUAAAUAUCAAGGUGAAGUAGUGGUGGGGAUUAUUCACCUGUCUUGCUGUGGUCUGAAAUUUCUUGGAUGAAUUCCAUUUUGUUUUUCUUUCAUAUUGGAGAUUAUUCGUUGGCUAUAAUUAUUGCUGGAGCACAGUUUUGCUAAAUAUUGUCUACAAUGUAACUGCAAAUAAUAUAAUGUUUAAUUCUUUCAACAGCUAAAGGAGUCUCUUACCUGUUCCCCAUCCAAACCAAAACAUUCCACACUGUAUACAGCGGCAAAGAUGUGGUGGUCCAGGCUCGCACUGGUACGGGGAAAACAUUUUGUUUCGCAAUUCCUUUAGUUGAAAAGUUAAAUGAGGACAAGGAACCAUUGGCCAGAGGAAGACCACCCAAGGUAUGGGUACCUGUUCAUUAAGAGUUCUGGUUUAUAUGUUGAUUUUUCUUGGGGGGGGGGGGGUGAGGCAGCAGUCAUGUUAGUUUGUAUGUUGUUUUGUAACAUUUGUAUAUUUUAAUACUUUAGAUUACGUAAGUGAAAUUAUAUUAUUUUGGAAAAUUGCGUUGGUUAGAAAUUCAGAUUUAAAGGGACAUCAUAAACACUACAUCUCAAUGUGGACGUUAUGUAGAUUAGUCUUUUCAGUGAUAGUUAAAAAAAAAAAAAAAAAAGCACUUCUCCUUGGCUUUAUUAAUAAUGUUGAUCUCAUUGAAAGGCUGUGUGUGAUAGGCUAACCAGCGUCCAGCACUCCACUGGCAGAUUCUGGGUGCUUCAGAGACCUCGUAUUUUAGGUUGUUGUGUUUUUUUUUUUUUUUGUUUUUUUUUAAGAAUCUGUCAGACAAACACCAAUCUAUAGACUCUAGGCCAGGCUUCCCCAAACUCCGACACUCCAGAUGUUGCUAAACUACAACUCCCAUGAUUCUAUGAAUGAAAUGGGCUGAGAAUCAUGGGAGUUGUAGUUCAGCAACAUCUGGAGGGCUGGCGUUUGGUGAAGCCUGCUCUAGGCUAUAUUUAAGAUGCUUGGUGCUGCAUUGAAGGAACACUAUAGUGGUAGGAAUAUAAACAUGUAGUAUUCCUAACACUAUAGUGACGGAGAGGCUAUUCAGGUGUCCUACCCCCUCAGAUUGCAGUGAAAUGCUAUUUAAAUCCUCUUUUUACCCCCACGUCUAGCUGUGUCUGGCUCCGCUUCCAUGGCUGAGAUUAUCAAUCUUAAUCUCAGCCUAUCCAAUGCUUUCCAAUAGGAAAGCAUUGGAAGGUUAUUGUGCACAUGCAACAAAACGCCAAUUGGCCUUUCCUCACACAGAUGUAUUAAAUCGGCUCCCUGGAGAAUGCUCAGCGUCUCCAUGCAGAACAUGGAGAUGCUGAACGCCAGUGCCAACACUGCAGGAACAGGCUAUAUACAUCUGAACCAUUACAUUAAGCUGUAGUGGCUCAGGUGAGUAUAGUGUUCCUUUAAUUUCACACCUUGUUUGCUAGUGCUAUUUGUUAGUAAACCUUCCUCACCUCGGAUUUCUUGUGAUUGACAAAUUGCAGCAGAUUGGUUGCUUUUGUGCUGUGCUAGAUAUUUCAUAAACUGACGGAACUAUGAUUUUGUCAAAAACGGUUUGGAAAUAAAAUCUGGCUUUUCUAGUCUGUUUAUGGUGAAGUAGCUCUUUUCUUGUUAUUUCUCAGAUUCUAGUUCUCACACCCACCAGAGAACUUGCCAUCCAGAUCGCAAAUGAAUUCCGUGCUAUCUCAAAGAAACUGAAGAUUUGCUGCUUCUAUGGUGGAACACCUUAUCAGCAACAAGGUACGUUUUAUUUAUUUGUAUUUUUUUUGUAUGUUAAUUGGCUGCUGUGCUUAGAAGUAAAGACUUCAAAUAUUUAGUCCAAUGCUGUCCAUCAGUAGUAUUUAAUUAUCUUUAUUUUGUGAGCAUAAACAUUAGUCCUAAUCUAUCACUUUUUUAUGGACACUGUGUAACUUUCUUCCUGGCAUUUACUACUAUGUAUAUUUAGCUUUAGUUUUGUUUUGUAUCAGUACUUGAUGUCUAUUUCUGUCCCUGAGAGUGCAUUGUGUUUCUUUUCCAGUAUUCUCAAUUAAAGAGGGCAUUGAUGUUGUGAUUGGCACUCCUGGACGUGUAAGAGAUCUUAUCCAAAACUAUCAUCUGAAUUUUGGCGUCCUGAAACAUGUGGUUCUAGAUGAAGUUGACAUGAUGUUUGAUAUGGGAUUUGCUGAACAAGUAGAAGAAAUAUUGAGUGCGCGUUACAAGUCUGGUAUGUUGACACUAAAAAUACUUUUAGCAAUGCAUCCUUUCUGAUUAAAUUUUUUGAUAUUCUUAUUUUAAUGUGUUAAUGUAACAUAAUGUUCCAUGAGUAUUUAGCUUACCAUUUUUCAUAACAGAAUUUCAUGUAUAGUUGCCAAAACAACUUUAGCUUAAUGUUGCAGUUUUGUUGGAUAAAUCAUGGUCCUACAGUCUCACUGCUCAAUUCUCUGCUAUUUAGGAGUUAAUAACUUUGUUUACGCAGCCCUAGCUAUACUUUCCUGCAUGUGACUUACACAUCUUGCCUAAACACUUCCUGCUAAGUCAUCUAAUGUUUACACUUCCUUUAUUGCAAACUCUGUUUAAUUUGGAAUUUCUUACCUCCUGUUCUGAUAAUGGCUUCCUAGACGUAGGAGGAGCCUCCUUUGUGUGAUUAAAGUAAGUUACAUCUGAUUGAAAAUGAAACCAUUUUGUUUCCAUGCAGACUGUGUUGGUUACAGUCAGGGGAUGAUUUGACUAGGGCUGCAUAAACCGAAACAAAAGUGGCAUGAUCUGUACAGCAAAACUUUCAUUAAACUAAAGUUGUUUUGGUGACUAUGGUGUCCCUUUAAGAACAGUAGAAAACCAUUCCUCCUACACGUAUUAAGACAUUACAGUAUCCUUUCUGAGCAUAAACACAGUAAAAGAAUUACCGCAUUAUGACGAACUGUAUGUUUUCCUUGAUACUUACUUACGAAUAUAUGAUGCUACCUUAAAACAUUUUUUUUUUUUUUUUAAAUGCCUUACUGUUUUUUAAAAAAUACUAAUUUAUCUAUUUUUAAUAAAGAUCCUACAGAGAAUCCUCAGACCCUACUUUUCUCUGCGACAUGUCCCAACUGGAUGUACAACGUUGCUAAAAAAUACAUGCAAACAGAAUAUGAAAAAAUCGACCUUGUGGGACACAGGAGUCAGAAGGCUGCAAUUACUGUGGAGGUUAGUCCUGUUUUAUUGGGAGGGGGCUAAAAAAAAAAUCUUUAUUUUUUUUUUUUUUUUUAAAGUGCUGAUUUGAAUCUCGUGUAUAUGUAUGUAUAAUUUUUUUUCAUAUUUCCAGCAUUUAGCCAUAGAAUGUACAAGAUCCCAAAGAGUCCAUGUUCUUGGUGACAUCAUUCAAGUCUACAGUGGACGUCUAGGAAAAACCAUUGUGUUCUGUGAUUCCAAGUUAGAAGCUCAUGAGUUAUCUACCAACUGCGCAUUAAAACAGGUUUGAAUAUUUUAUUUUUCUCUUUUGUAGCAUUCCAUGAAAAAGUCUUUAUUUUUUCAUGUCAAAGACAAACUUAAUUUUCCUGGAUUUCCAACCACUUUGUUUCUGUUGUUGCAGAGUGCCAAACCUUUACAUGGGGACCUCCAACAGAAGGAACGUGAAGUCAUCUUGAAAGGAUUCAGACAAGGAACCUUUCAGGUUCUUAUUGCAACCAAUGUAGCUGCUCGGGGGUUGGACAUUCCAGAAGUUGACUUGGUCGUCUUAUAUUCUGCUCCAAAGGUGACAAAUUGAUUUUAAGGUUAGCUGUUUUAGUCUAUAGAAUUAAGUUCUCUAUUUUAUUUAUAUUGCCUCUCCCCUCUGUUCAUAGGAGGCAGAUGCAUAUGUUCAUCGUUCAGGGCGCACAGGCAGAGCUGGGCGAACAGGAAUCUGCAUAUCUCUCUAUGAUCCGAGAGAAAGUUAUUGUCUGCGCAAUGUGGAACGAAGCACGGUAUGUAUAGAUCUGGGUAGCCAGGACUUGGAGUAAACUUUUACUCGUGUCUGUAUAUGACAAUCUAUAUGUAGAUACUUGAGACCACCACCCAUAGGCCAAUUACAGGACAAGAAACCACUACCCUUUCAGUACCUUGAAACCACCUAGAGCACAUUUUUGGGUAGUUGACAAACUAUAACAUUUAGUGAACCAAACUCAUGACUUGAAUUCCAGAGUUGCACAGAUAUCAAUAGCCACAGGUUGGGAAAGGUGUUUACAUGUAUCACAACACAAUAUUUGUAAAAAGAAAAAGAGAAACCGGUUGCGCCAAAUACAGAGAGGGUCUUUUCUUGUAUAGUAUUUUUGGGUUGUUAGGGUACCCAAGUUUGUGUUUGAUGCCCACCAGAGUCAGCUCUGUAUCUAUUCCACCUAUUGUUUGCUUACAACAAUAAAUAUCACCUUUAGGCAUAGGAGUGGAUUGUGUAUAACAUUACAACAUAAAGUAAUGUUUUUGGCAGGCAAAAAAGGUGAAAAGCUUGCUGGAUAAAAUUCACUUCUAUAAUGAAAGGACAGAUAUUGAACUAAAAGUUGUAUCUGUAAAUAGACCUCUUCGCUUCAAAAUGUAAAUGCAGAUGGCGAAUAGUCAUAUUGGUGCACUGAGACCCGUGCACUACUGCCGUAAAACAUUACAAGGUUUAUAAUGCAUGGUAUGAUGGCACCCACAAUAAUGUAUGACACGUAAACACUUGAAAGCACUAUAUACCCUUUUAAAUAAUCGUAUUUAUUGUAGUUUUCAAUUAUUUUUUUUUGUGUGGAAACUUGUAACUUGUUUUGUGAAGUGACAGAUCAACUUUACAAUAAUGUUUUUACUAGGUAUAAAGUCUUUCAUUGGUCGUGUCUUUAAACGGUUUAGUAAAUUCACUGUGCCUCAUAUAUUGUAUUUGUUUAAAAAUGUCUAAAUCUGUAUAGGUUUUAAAGCAAGUAAACAAUUUGAUUUGUUUUCUCUAGGGAAUCACAUUCAGACGUGUUGGAGUGCCCUCCCUUUUAAAUGUUGCAGAGUCAUCCAGUGCUGAUGCAAUAAAGUAAGGCAAUUUACUGUAUUCCAUUUGAUCUUUUCCACACAAACCAUAACCAGGGAAAACAAAACACAAAAAAGUUAAUUUGUCACGGUCAAAGUUUUGUUACAUUUGUCCAGGAUAGCAUCCUGCAAUAACUUAAAAAAAACAUAUUAGAAUUAUACCACUUUAAUAGAUUUCCUUGUAAUUCAAAAAGUGUUAUAGUUAAAUAUCCACGUGAAACUAGUAAUAAAUAUGUUAAAUUGGCAAUUGGCUUGGCUGAGAGGGCGCACAGCUUUGCAGCUUCUUCAGCCUUCGUUCCAAAUAGGCUUCUUACAAUGACUAAAGAUGUAAAAACUCUGUUUUCAAGUCACUUGUCCGGGGGUCCCAAUAGCAACAGGCCAGAGAUUGUCCUGAUAUUUUGAUCUACCAGGCUGGAGAUGCAUGGCUAAGGAGAGGUGAUUGCUAUUGCUAUUCCAUCAAUCCUCGACUACCUGUGAGCCCCCUACCUGUAAACUUAUAGCUGCGUAAGCUAGGGAGAAAGGGAAUUAAACCACACGUCGCCUCAUGUGCAGGGACAUAGCUGCUGAUGUGUCAGCAAUUGAAAGUUUCUGCCAUACUUGAUCCAAGAAGAAAGCAGUAUCUUUGAAAUGGUGCCAAAAGCUGAGGAUUUGUUUGGUACUAUUUAUUGAUUGACGUGCAUUCCUACAGGGGGUUAUCCACUAGUGGGGAUUCCAAGUGAACAUCAGAUAUAGGGGCAAAAUAACCAACCUGUGGGCAUAGCUGACUUUUUAUCCAGUUCAGAUAUUAUGACCUUGAAUUUGAAAUUCACUUUAAAUUUUCUUUUAAUAAUUCUGCUAGACUUGCUCUAGGCUGAUAAAGGUAGGGUACUCAGCUGAAGUCUGAACUGCAUAUUGGUUAUGUUUCUUGGCCUUCUUUUGACAUUUAAAGAAACACGAAGGGCACCAUUAACAAGUUCAUUGAAAUUAAGUUGCUUUGGUAAUAAAAGGUCCCUGAUGCUGGCUUACCUUUUAGGGGUUAAAUUAUUCACAAACGGUUUAACCACAAAACCUUUUCUCCGGUGUCUGAUCGAUCUGCCCCCUUCGACAUCCGCUUGCUGUGAAGAGCUUGAAAACAGAAGUCACAAGCCGGGAAGGCACUGAUUGGCUUAGUGGUCAGCUGAUACUCGUAGCCAAGCAGUGGCUGCCUAUUCAUAAAAAUUGAGAAAAUUGCAUGCUUGUUUUCGAGUGAUUAUACAAAUGACACUCUAGUUUUGUUUUUUUAAUAAUAAUAAUGGUUCCCCCGGCCCCCCUCUAGCCACUUACCUUAAUCCAGUGCUGGGCUCACUCUGCGCUGGUGACCUCUCCUUCCCCUGCCAGAGAUGCGCGCGCAUUCAAACCUGCCCAUAGGAAAGCAUUACUCAGUGCUUUCCUAUGGGGAUUUUAUUUGACACUGGACUCCGUGAGGACGUCCAGCGUCAUUUCAGUGCGAAUUCUUUUUUUAAUGAAAAUCGUGGAAGCAGCCUCUAGUGACUGUCGGGUAGACGGCCACUAGAGGCUGGAUUAACACUGCAAUGUAAACAGGGGGACCUAGCACUCGGACCACUUCAUUGAGCUGAAGUGGUCUGGGUGCCUAUAGUGAUCCUUUAACUCAUUAAGGACCAAACUUCUGGAAUAAAAGGGAAUCAUGACAUGUCACACAUGUCAUAUGUCCUUAAGGGGUUAAGUUUGUUGAGAUAGGAGUUCAGAGAGUCUUUCAACUGUUGACUUCUUAGGUGUGAGGUGCAACUUUUUUUUAUCUGUAUCUAAGGUUUUGGUACCAAACAAAUAGUUUACAGCUCCUUGCUAAAAGAACAUGUUGCAUGCAAUAUGUAUUUUUUUUAAAGAACAUUUAUUGACGUGUAAACAGCAUCGCGAUUUUGGAAUAAAUGUUCCUCCGGAAUUAUUAUGCAAUCAAUUAUUAUGAAUUCUAUGCACUUUCCUUACAAAGUCUAUUUCCAGCUACCUCGGUUAUUAAAUGCUUAGGGGUUUUUGUUUUGGUUUUUUUUUCACCAUUUGAAUGCCAAACUUCCUGCUGGGACAAUAAAAUUACUUCUCUAGAAUACAAUGUUUUAUCAAUAACUUUUUUUUUUUUCUUCCUUUUCCCACCCUCUCUCACUCCUACAGAUCAUUAGAGUCAGUUCCAGCUGAUGUAGUAGAACAUUUCAAAGGAUAUGCUGAGGAGCUCAUUGAGAAGAAGGGAGCUCUAACUGCCCUGGCUGCAGCAUUGGCUCAUAUAUCUGGAGCUACCUCAAUCGCACAACGUUCCCUCCUCAACAUGGAACCAGGCUUUGUGACUGUAGUCUUGCAGAGUUCUGUACCCAUCAACACAAUAAGCUAUGCAUGGAGAUCUAUUAAGGAACAAAUGGGAGAGGAGAUUGAUUCACAAAUCCAUAGAAUGUGUAUGUUGAAGGAUUCCAUGGUAAGCCUUUAAGACCUCUUACUGCUUUUAAUGUUACUGGAUUAUAUUGACUAACAAACUGUAUUUUUAUUUUAUCUAUUUUUUUAUUUUAUUUUUAAAUCUGAGUAUUGGCAAGAAAUGUUAAUAUAGCAACAACCUUUAAGUAACUGACCAUGACUUCAAAUACACAAAAGUGCAUACUGUUGGCUUCAGCGAAUGUAAAGGUCAUUAACAAUAAAUAUAUGCUUGUAAGACAUGAGUCUCAUGGGGCACCAGCAGAGGUUGAAUAAUCCAUAAAUAAGAAUAUAUUCUCCCACACAUCCUUCCACAGUCCAGUUUAAUUUAAUUUAUCUUUAUUCAAAUAAUGCACAAGGCUUAAUUUCCAUUCUCCAUUGGCAUUGACCCUUAUGUACAUGAUACUAAUUCCUGCUGCAAUUGGCCAUUUUAAGUGUCAAGUAUUAGUAAGCCAGCACAAAGACUUUACUUUUAUACCACUUUUUUAUUGUUGAAAUAUUGUGGUAUAGGGUGGGGGUGUCUAUUCAUCAAAGAUGUCUUGCAUAAUUUAGGGAAAAUGGUAGAUCAUUUAAGUGAAUGAAUAAUAAUACAAUCAGAUUGAAAGGAUUACCCUUUAUCUCAUGCAAGAUCCUAAUUUGGGCAAAAUGUAACAAGGGACGUAGGUUCCAUUGUAACAUCUUGCCAUUUUCCAUCACUGGUUCCUAUUGCUCCAAACAAGCUGUAGUUUCCUUUUCACUGCUAUAGUUCAGCUCUACAUCACAAUAUCCUUCAUUGCUAUAGGUUGCUGUAUGUAUACUCAUAGAUUUAUUUUUUUAAGGAGACUGGGUAUACACCAUGCACAUUUUGUUUCAAAAACAAACAAAACUGAAGCUUGCAUGCAGGUAAUGCAUGGUCCAUUACCUUGUGUAGAUUUUUUUUUUUCCAUGCCAUUAAAUUUAGUAAAUUGUGGUUGGUCUGCUAGGGUCUGUACAUUCGUUUUUACGGUUUGUAUAUGUGUGCAUAUUGUAUAAUGCGUCUCAUUUCAGAUAUAUAGAUAUUAUGGGAUUGAAAUAGUCCUGCAUAUUUUGCAACUUAAUCUGUAUUCUUUUGUUUCCUUCUCAGGGUGUGUGCUUUGACAUUCGGCCCGACACUCUCCAGUCUAUGCAGGUAGGUUUCCUAUUCUCUAAACUUUAAGGUGCCAAUGUGUGUCUUAACCAUCUAGUUUAACAUUAACAAGGAAAUGCCCGGCAAAUAAAAAAAAAUAGUAUUUCAGUGCAUGUAACUAAAUUAAUAUGAAGGUGAAUGCAAACUUGACCAACAGAUCAAAGUGAUACUUUAAAAUAAAAAGAAAAGAGAAGCCGCAAUGGUGGUAGGAUUUUGGUAGUAGAAGAAUGAAGCCCAAUGCAUGCUUGAUAGGAAAGAAAAAAGAAUGCAGAAAGCUAAACAGAAGAAAAAGUAAAGUGGCAUUAAAGGAGUGAAUACUGAUGGACAAUAUGCCAUUUGAUAGUAGUGAACUCUUGUUUCUGAACCGGCCACGCCAAACAUUAAAUAGGGUACCCUAGUCUGAAAGCACCAUCCAAAAUUACAUGGAAAGUCUUCUGAAGAAAUAAACGAAUUACCCCAACAGAAUUAUCUAGGGCUGUUUGUUAGAUAAUACUAAGGAAAUGAUAAUUAUCUUGUGGUUUUUCCAGCCACGAUCCAAACCCCCAAAGGUGGUAGGCAAAGCAUCUUCCAAUAAAACUGUCAAGAGAUUUGGCCUUAAAUUUAUGAAGAAUCAUGGCUUUAUUUUAUAUUAAGUUGGUAGAGCAAUUUUAUGUAAGAUCAUGGUUGCCUGUUCGAAGGUACAUUUAUCAGAAGUUCUGGAAGACUUCAGAAUUCUGCCUUUCUGGACAGAAUGGCUGUCACUUCCAUAUUUGGAAAGGUGUAUCCUCCUUGCCUUACAUCUUACAUCUGUCAGACUAAAUUUUGGUACCGGUGUUAGAGAAGUGUAUAUGAAGUCUCUAGUGGACAUAAAAUAUGGUGUCAUCUUACAGUGAGAUGCUUAACAUUUGCUCCCAAGUAUUUCAGCAUUUAAACAAAAAUUACUAGAUCCAGAAAACGCAUAUGUUGAUGGUACAAGCACUGUAUAAUGUCUGUCAAAUUUCCUUCAAUUAUUUGGCUCGCAGGUAUGCAACAACAAAUCUGGAUCAGACAGUCCAACCAGUAGGAGCUUUCUUGCACUUGGCUAAAAGACUAACACCUGAAGGGCAAAUAUUUGCUUCUACUGGAUAUGAGACAAAACUAUUAAUGCAGAUACCAAAAACUUUUUAAACUCUGAAAACUUUUAAAAUGGCAUUUGAUUAGCUUUUUUUUGUUUUAUUAUUCUAUAUAUUCUCCAUUGUUUUUUGGAAACCAUGUUGGAAUGUAUUGCAGGCAAUGUGUACCAGAAAUGCCGUAUGCCUGUCCUUUUGGUUUGCAGUUUAACAAACUGAAAUACAUAUUUGCAGAGCUUGACAAGCCUCUGGAGUUUAGCAGCCAACAAUUACAUAUUUAGGAGAUAACCUAUUUUAGGAGCCAUUGAAGGGAUAAAUGUAUACUGUUGAAGCACUCAGUCAGUGGUUUGGGGCUAAGAGUACAUUUUUGUAGGACCUAUAGUGCCAGUAAUUCAUUGAGCUAUUUGAAAAAGUAUAGCUACAGAUAGCAGCAGCAUGUUUAUAAUUUCAUUUAUAUGAUGGUUUUGUUUUUUUUCUUUCACUCCGUAGGAAAAAUGGACAGAUUCCAGACGUUGGCAGUUUACAGUGGCUACCGUACUUCCUAAUAUACAACCAUCUAGGUCAGACAUGAGCGGACCAGGAAACCGAAGCUUUGGUGGCAGAGGAGGAAGAUCAAAUGACAGACGAAAUUCAUCAUUUGGAAGACGAGGCCGUGGAGGCAGAGGUGGAAGAGGUUCUGGAGGAAGAAGUUCAGGUGGUGGAUUUAGACGAGGACGUUAAAUACCACGGACUUGAAUUAAAUUAAUUUUUCUAUUCUGUUAUCGGAAAACCCUGCAAUGUACUGCUAAAGUUUACUGCCAUUCGACCAAUUGCUGAAACAUCCUUUGUACUUUUAACUUUUGGUAACGCUUUAUCCACUCGAUUAUUAAAGCUGAUGUUACAAAGCCCUUAAUAAAAAGAUAUAAUCUUUGUAUGUUUCUUAUCGUCUAUAGCUGAUUAAACAUCUAUUGCUGUUUUGAGGGAUCCGUAUUAAAAAAAAAAAAAUUUAAACUGCAAAAGGAAGAAGAAAAAUUUCUAAAAUAAAUUUUUGAGUGAAAGCUGUUUUAUUAAGUUCUGACUUGGUUACCAU